Messenger RNA from Podarcis lilfordi (Lilford's wall lizard), 60748 nucleotides. The record is from the annotation of a GenBank genome assembly. Lineage: Eukaryota; Metazoa; Chordata; Lepidosauria; Squamata; Lacertidae.
AUGGAGCUGCGCCGCUUGCCCGAGGCGUUAAAAGUGGAAAUCCAGUGCCACCAGGUAAUGAGAGAGACGGGGUCUCGCCUGGCCGCCAGAAAGGGGAUCCGAAAGCACCAGCCCCGCGUGCUUCCCGAGGGGCGGCGGGCUCUCCUUGUCGCAGGGUCUCUCGACCGGGGGGGGGGGCGGCGGAAAGCGGGUCUCGGGGGCCGGAGAGUCGCGGGAGGGGAGAGAGGAGAGUCUCCGGGAGCCUCCCUCCGCUGCCCUUCACCGGGGGGACCACUUCACAAAAGUAGUUUUCCAGCUUGUUUGGCUGAGUUUUGGCAUGUGUGUGUGUGUGUGUGUCUCUGUUGUCGCGAUCCGGAGUUAACACUGCGGUUGGCACUUGUGUGUGUGUGUGUAUGUGUGUUGGAGAGAUUAGGACGAGACUUGAAUAUUUAUGAGCUUUGCUUGAAACUGACUCGCUGUGUUUACUUGCCUCUUUGUUCCAGACCCCCACCCUCCCCCUUACACACACACACACACAUUUUAAAAAAUCCAUUACACGUGAAACUCUUUCUAGUUCCUUCUUUUAAGGGGCAUUUUUUAAAAGAAACUAGUUGCACAGAUGAAGCAAGAUCCACAGGUAAAUGCAGAUCUGUUUGUGUGUGUGUGUUGAGUGUGUGUUUUUAAAACCCAUCCUCUUCAGUAUUUUAGCUUUCUUGUGUUAAGUGCAGUUCUGCUGGGACAGCAGGAUGAGAAAGUUUAUCAGUAAGAGAUCUCAUUUUGAAGACCGGGCUGAGCUUUGUUACUUAAGGGGGUUAUUCUGUUUCCACCCUCUUUCCUUAUUGUGCAUGCUUUCGGUUGGGCUUUUGCCCCCCGAACAAUUCCUAAGCGCAAGUUUCCUCUGAAUUGGCUUUAGUUUACACUUGGUCUCUAAUCUGCAUUUUAUUGCCAUUUUUACAGAACGGUGAUCUUAAGAAACAAAUCCAUGAGAGGCAAUCGAGAAUAGCUGCUCUUAAUGAAAAACAAGUAAGAAUGAAUCGAUUCAGUUAUGUGUCUGUGGAUGGGGUUUCGUCUUUCCUUUCCUUUCUCUCUCUCUCUCUCUCUUUUACAAAGCACUUUCUAAACAUUCUCAAAGAAUCCGCGUUGGCCGGAAGAAAAAAAAAAUACCUGCACCAGUGAAUAAAACACUCAUGUUUACUAAAGGGAGCCUAAAGUGAGAAAAGGUUUUAAAGAUGAGGGAUCCAGUUUUCUGUUGCCUUGCCAGGCACUGUGUUUAUAUUAAUAACCAUAAUACACAAAAAGAGAUAUGCUGUAGUUAGACGUUUUAAAAACACACACACACACACCGAGGCGUCCAUUUUGAGUUGGUCGACAUGUUUUAGGAAUAUGGGAAAUUAUUUGGUCUUCUGCUUAGUUUGUUUUCACUUCCUUGCAACGUGCAAAAGCAGAGAGUUGAGAAUAAGGGGACUGAUCCCACUUCAAAAGCCUUGAGUGCUAGUUUUGAUUGGAAAGCUGCCUUUGCUUCCAUAGAUACAGAUAUGUAUAUAUAUAUGUGUGUGUGUGUAUAUAUAUUCUCCCCUCCCCCCCCCCACUCCACACACUUGGCGUCUUCUUUCUUUGGCUUGAUCUGACCUGCUGGCUUCGGAAUCGAGUUCAUGUAUAUACAUUUACACAGACACACACAGCCCUGCACCCCUCCUGCAUAGCUUUGUCUACUUAGGCAAAUCUGAGGGGGGUAAAGUGGGGGGAGGGAGAGAGAAGCGAGACACUAUAGAAAGAGAUGCCUUCGCCCACCUUCCUUCCAACAAACUUUCUUUUUUGUGCCUUUCUCUGUGAAGGUGUCUCUUAUUUUGCCCCCUGGUGUGCGUGGGGGCAAUGAAGGAUCCCCCCGUCCUCCCCUCCAUUCCCACCCACCUCCCCUCGCCCCUUUUCCAAGCUGAAAGAAAGUUGUCUCGCAUUGUGAGUUGGUGUUCAGAUCAGCUGAUGGCGCGGGGCUGGGGAUUUGCUGCGUUUCAGCACCACGAACAGAUGCCACGGCACGCUCAGCAGCUCCCCGCGCAUCUCUGGAGCUUUAAAACGACACCCCCCCCCCCCCAACCACACACACAAUACAAGGAGCCCCCUUCCCUGCCCCCCCCCGCCCCGUUCGACUUUCGGUACUUCCAAUGCACGAAUCGCGCAGCGGCUUAGAAAUCUAGUCGAUGACCUGCCGGGUUGUCCUUUCCCCUCCCCCCGCCCCCCCAUAAAAGCCAACUUUCGCCAGGCUCCCCUCCCCUCCCCCUUCCUCGCCUGCUCCUGCAGCUUUGCAAAAGCCCCUUUGGCGGAGAGAGCGAGAGAGCGCAACCUCCUUUCCCUUUCCCUUCGGCUGAAUCGAUCGCGAUUCCUUCGGAAUGCAGCAGUUCUUUCAGCACCAAAACUUGGAAUAGCGCCUGGAUCAUAUUCCGCCCCCCCCGCCCCGCCCGGCCUAAAAGCAGUCUUUCCAGCCUCUGAAGGAGUCUUCGCCAUACGUACCCGGGGGGCGGGGAGAGGGGAGGGAGGAAGCCGGUGGUGGUGGACGGAGAGAGGAAAGGAAUAUUCCCCCCUCCCGCUCCAUAUAGACAGUUGUGGUGGAAGUUAAAAAGUAAGCCGUGCCUAUUUUUCAUCCUCGCCCGCUGCAUGCGCGCCCGAGGCGACGUUGGCUGCAUAUCUUAUCUGCCUGUGCCUGGAUGGGCGCGAGCAUUUCCAGCGCCGCCACCCCCUCCCUGUCCCGAUUGAUCGCAGCCCAGAAUUUGUCAGCUCGCUCAGUUUGGUAGUGGAAGCUUCCAUUUUGUGAGGAAGGGGUGUUGGUUUCUUCAUGACAUGGAGAAAAGUCUGCAGAGUUUGAAGGCGGGGGGAUGGGCCCCCAUUCAUGCUUAACAUUACCAUUUUGAUUGCUUUGAUGCCAUUUUUUUUAGUGGGGGAGGGGACAGAAUGCCCUACUCAGCAGAGCACAAAGAUGUUUAAUCACUGUAUGGAAUCAAAUCAGAUAGUUUCUUUUCUUUGGGGGUGGGGGAAGGAAGCAGCACAGAAGCAGCAGCUUAGAGCAGUUAGUCCUUUUUUCUUGUUGGGUAAAACACUGUGCUAUAUUGAUUCUGCUACUACACCGAGUAGAGAAUUUAUUAAAGCAAGGGAACAGCCUCACACUGCCGAGAAUACAUUUGUUUAUGUUUUCCUGUCUUUGAAAGGGAAAUAGUCGGUGGUGGUUGGUUUUACUGCAUUAAAGUGAUUGUUCCUCUCUGCAUUAUAACAACUAUUUCAAGGCUAUUGAAAUUUUUAUGAUGAUAGUAAUUGGUGAGCUGUUUAUUAUGUACCAUGCUGGAAUUUAGAUAAGGCAAAUAGACAUACUUGGAAAAUUAGGGUUCGAUGCAGCUGUUGGGUGCAGGAUGACAUUUACCAAUCUCAUGCAACACUUUGUGAACUAAAUCGUCAACAAUGCCUGUGUGUUACACUAAAAGAACCCCGCCCCCCCUCCAAAUUAUGCAAUGAGCUAACUAGUCCUUGGAUUCAACUGCUACUUACAUUGAAAAGUGCAGAUGCCAUCGACAGGCUUCCUCUGCCUGCUUUAUGCAACAAGAACUUAUACAAUGGUAUAAGACCAGAUGCUGAUGCAGUGUCUUCUUGUGCUGCGCACUGUCACCUCUGGAGGCCAGAUAGGAAAUCUCCCUUUGCACAGAGAGAAGAGUGAUAGGAGUUUUAAAGCCUCAGCCUAAAUACAGAUCACAAAGUUGCUGGAGUCAGAUUUUGAUACAAUUAAUGUUAUUUCUUCAAGGAAAAGGUCCAAAGCUCCCCUCCCAUUUUUGCCUCGCAUGGAAGAGGACUGCUGCAUGUGAGCUUGGAUUUCAUGUUUUAAAUCAGACUCCCUGUUCCAAAAAACACAGAGUUCACUGUGAAACAUUUAAACAGACCUCUGGGAAGUAGAAUUAGGAAUGUUGGUUUUAACUGGUACAAGUUAUUCAUAUUCCUGUCCAUAUCUUUCAGGUACCAUUUUUGUUUUUACAUUCUGCAAAUGUGGAACUCAUGAAUGUGACUGGGUGAAAAUGCUAUGGAAAUUCUGGCUGCAGUCCAUAACUCCAGUGACUUUAACAGGGCUAAUCUGGGAUCAAUGGGAAUGAAGACUGCCCAACCCAGAGGCCCUAUGUUUAUGCAUGUUUUGUGUUCAUUUUUAAUUGAAAGAGAAAAUAGAAUAUGUGAAACCAUACCAGCCACAUAUAUUGGCCAUGGCCAUUGGGUUGGAUUCAGGUUACCUUAGCUGCAUGUAGAUAAGAACAUAAGAAGAGCUGUGAUGGAUCAGACCAAAGGCUCAUCUAUUCCAGCAUCCUGUUAUUACAGUGGCCAACCAGAUGCUUAUGAGAAGCAGGACACCAUCACAAAAACACUCAAUAAACUUCCCAUGUAGGAGGAACAUACACCAUUGCAAUUCUUCCAUAGUGUACAACUAGAUGUCAUUGCUGUUGUCAUGCACCACCACUGCUGAUAGACUCCUCUAUGCCUAGUUGGACAUAGUGUUACAUUGAACUCAAUUUGACUUCCCUGUGGGCAGACCCAUUUGGCAUUGCAGUGUUAGAGACCAACUCAAACUCUUGGUGGGCAGCAAUGGGGCUUAACAGUGUGGCUUCCACAUUCAGAGUCCCACCACUCCCACUAGUCAGGGUAGAAAGUAGAGAACAGAAAAUUUAUUUGCUGUGCCAUCCUGGAUUGUUGCCCCUGGGUGUAGAGUGAAGAUAGGAGAAAUCCUUCUCUGUUCUUUGUUCCAUGCAUCAGAUUCUUAUUGUGACCACCUGAUUAAUUUAAUAGGCUUCAUCCAUUAUUAUAAUUUUUUUAAAUCAAGGUUUCCAAAAACAAAUGCGAAGUGUUUUGAGGAUAUUACCAAUUUUAAAAAUGGAUUUAUAUAGGAUGCAACUUAGCUGGAGUAAUUUAAUUUAAUUUCUCCUAUAGACUUAAAUACUUUCUGCAGUAUUUUCAAGGAUGGAUUGCAAUCCCCCCCAAUGCAUCUUGAAUCAAUACUUCAUUUUGCGUUUUGUCCCCAAAGUCAAAGCCAGAGCGUGGGUUCUGUUCAUUGCAAACAUUAGUAUACCUGCAUAUUCUACCCCUCCCUCCAGAAUGUUGAUGAAUUGUAAUACUAUUUGAGAAUGGGUUUACUUCUUCUUUAACAAGAUAUGAUGUGUGAAGACUCCAUUAGUUGGUCCAAUGCUUUUACACCUUGAAUCCCCAUCACCUACAGAACAGCUGUAACAUUUUUAUCUAUACUGUCAAGGAACAAGCAUGUAUAUGUAAAUAAAAGGCCUUCACUGAAAAGCAGCAUUGUCCUUUUAAAUGCACAUCUGAAGCACUCCGCUGCAUGUUUGCCUGGGCUUACUAGGCAUCCCUUAACUCCUCUUGCUGCUUUUUUUUUGAACUGCCUACUUAAUAAUUGCACAGUUAAACUCUAACCUGACAUUAGUAUUGACUCGUAAAGCAGAUCUUGGAAAUCAGCAGUGAGCAUGUGGAAGACUUGCUGUGUUUUCAUUGCUGAUGAACCCUCGAUUCAGAGAAGCCUGUCCUGAAGCACAGCAAUAAAAAUAUGUCUUCCUGAGAGGCAUUAUGUAUAUGCCAUUCACUUGGGCGCUGCUUCAUUUCUUUGCUGUAAUUUACUACCUACAUAGAAAUCAACAUUAGUCUCUGACAGACUCUUCCAAGAUAGUGUUAUUGCUGGUUUUGCCUUUUGAGAGUAGCAUAUCUGGAAUUAAAUUGUUGACUGUCAUUUGGUGUUUAUGAUCUGACUGGAAGUAGGUUCUUGGGAUGCAUUAGACUUCUCGGAAUUAAGGUGCUCUUCUUAAGCACUGGGAAUGUGUAGGCAAAUUAUAUCUUUGAUGGAGCGUAUUAUAUUAUCUGUUCCAAGGGGUUGUUUUUGCUGGGCUUUUCAAAUCAAAGGUAGCUAGGUGGUGUCUUGGAAUGGCAGCACAGUUUACACAUGUUUCAGCAGAAAUUAAUGACUUUUCUGGAGCUCAGUGAUUCCUUUGGUUAGGCAUGAAAUAAAGUAGAUAAUAUAAGUAUCAAUGAAAAUAGAAGAUGGAGCCACGAUCCAGGGCUCUGUGUGUGCAGAGACUUCAUGUGCUCUUCUAUAAGGAGGAAAGUCUUCUAUGUAUACUGUAGAGUGGAGCCACUCAGAUCGUGACCAAUACCUUACUUGCAAAUAGAGGAUGACCGAGAGAAUGCAUUUUAUACAUUUGCAGCUAAACAUUUUCUUUGUUUUAUAUAGUUGUGGCAAGAUUUGGCACCUCAUUGGGAAAAGUAGUUGCCAAAAUGGAAAUCAAAUCAUUAAACUUUUGAAAUUCCGCUAAGGAUAACAAUUUCCCCUUCUAUAAACCCCUGAAGCAGAUGAACUUCAGGCCAUCCACUGCAGUGAAAGAUAUUUUGACCAGUUUUUGUUCCAUAGAAACCUUGAUGGCAGAAGAAAGAUUGCUUUAAAAAACACCACACAGCAAACUGGAAUUGUAGUUCUUCACUUGGAAGUGCUAGAGGUUGAGAAAAGUGAAUGUAACAUUUGUUGUAACUGCUUUAAAGAGUUCGCUUUGAUAUCUUAGCCACUUAAAACACCUGCUGUCAGAACAGUACAAUUGAUUUCAAUUAACUUUGAAUUUCUUCAAUAAGAUGACUCUUAUAAUAACUCCAGUAAUCCCAUGAUGCCUCAUUAGAGGAACUGACUAUGAUGAUUAUCUCUGUGAUUUAGUAAUGUUUUCCUUGCAAUGUCUUUGUCUGUUCAGAAAAAGGAAUUCUAGCAACAAUGCUGUUUAGAAUUUGUUCUUGUUUAAUGCUUAAAGAUAUUUGCUACCUGUUACAUGUUGAGGACAGCUAAUCUGCAGUGAGUCAAAAUUGAUUAUUGAACAGCUGAUGGUAGGAUAGCAUGAGCACUGAAAAAACUUGUUGUGUGUGCUGCAUUUUGUAGGGACCUAAUCUUAGAUCAUGCACCAUUUAGCAAUUAUUCUUUCAGUAUAUUUUCAGGCCUACAGAUAGCAAACCUUAAUUUCCAGCUUAAUUUUUUUGCGUAGGACUCUGGCUAUAUCAGUCAGUUAAUGUGGCAUACAUGAGCAGUUUUAGUGUUUCUACAUGUUGCUUUAUUUUGAACAAUUUUCUUUUGAAUACAGCCCUACCAAACAUUAGGUCCAGUUUGGUGAUCAAUAAGGCUGUGUUUAAGGGACAGUCCUUUGUUUCAGGAGGCUAUAGAAACCCAGAAUAGGUUUUUGAUCUUGCAACUCUAGGUGAAGAAUAGUCCUGUUUCAAUGGAUCUUCCAUUGGUUUAAUAAUUUGAUUCACAUAGAGCUUAAUCCAAGAAAGAAAAGGGAAGGUCAUAUUGGUAGUGUGGGCAAAGAAGAAAUGGAGGAACAGGAAGUUCCAAGAAGUUGUAUUUGAUGAUGUAGGUUUGUAAAAGAAAAUUAUAUCCAUGUAUGAAGUAGCAAAAGGUGCCUGGGCAUUUAUUUCUUUGCAGCAGUACAACUGGGAUCCUAAGAGCUCAUGGACCCAAGAGUUUUGACUUGUAUAAAAAGAGUUGAGCAUGUGGUAAAAUGUUUCCCACUGAAGUCAUGAGGACUUAAAGCUUUAUUUAGAUAAGCUUUGGAGCAGGCAAGAAUGUUUCAUUGGCUCAAUUAUCGCUGUAUCAGCCCUAUGAGAUAAGUCUCUCUUACUUCAUAGAAUAAUAGAAUUGUAGACUUGGAAGGGACCCCAAGAGUCAUCUAGUCCAACCCCCGCAGCUGAAGCAUCCAUGACAGAUGGUCAGCUAACCUCUGCUCAAAAACCCCAAUUAAGCUGAAACAUAGUGACGUAGCCAAAGCCUCAGCAUGGAGCUGAGACCAUUGUGACCAAGUCCAGCAUUUUUUUUCUUAACGCAAGUCCGGUAUCACUUCUGCUUUGUUGAAUGGUUGCCCUCAGUUUUGUUCCAUCUUCUAUGAUACUCUGUCUCUAGAGUUUGGGAAAUGGUAUCAAUGCUAUUGUCAAUCUGUGCUGGCAGGUCCUUUAUGAUUGCACUGGUAGCGGGUGGGUAUUGACUGAUUUUGUUAUAUCUAAUAAAUGAUGUGGCACUAUCUCACUGUAAGCGCCUUUUGAUCAGAGCUAUCCCUCAGUUCAGAAAUCUUAGUCCCACUGAUUUCUGUGUGAGACUUAAGCAAUUGUUUAAACAAUUUCCCAGUGAGAUUUAAAUUCCUUAAUCUUGGCUGGAUUGCAUACGCAAUGUUUAACUGAGAAAAAGAGUAGCAAGUUGUAUGGCUCCAUGGUGUCAAAUAAGGAUAUUUUGUCUAUAGAUGAUAAACUGAUACCGUAGCCCUGUACUUUGGAGGAAGAUCCAAGAAUUUACCUUCAAGAAAUUAUGCAGCCCAUACUGCAAAUUUAAGAUAUGUAUCCAAAAGGAAUCCAGUGGAAAUGCAAAUUGGGGUGUAUAUUUUAAUAUAUAUAUAUAUUAGGCAGUUAUAUUAACUUUAGUAAAAAAGUAACACUUAAAAAUGUCUUUUUUGCUAAAAGUAGCACCAUGAUUAGAAAUUACUUCUGUAUAAAAUUUUCUUCCUUAAGCUUCCUUCCUCUUUCUUUCUUUCUUUCUUUCUUUUUGAAUCAGCUACUUAUUGUCAUGUAGUAGCAAUUUUUAGAGUGUCAUAUGAAAUUGCUGAUUGGGCUUAGUUCUAGCUACAACCUCCGCUUGCCAAUAGUAAGCACCUAUUGAAAUCUAAUAUAUGCUGUGCUUUCAACACAGCACACACAACCCCUUAUGGUUAAUAUAACAAAGGAAACCCUGUAUGAAAUAAUACAUUUUAACGCUGGAAGAGCUAAACCUGAAACUCAAGGUUAGGAUGGAAGAAAAAAAGGGCUUUCCUUGACAGAAAGUAAAACAGAAGAAGAUCUGACUGAGAUUGCUCUAAGGAUAUGAAACUCUCUAGUGGAAGCUUUGUGCCUCUGCAGGAAUCAUCUGCUGUGUUGAUUUGAGUGUUUGAGAAAUUGCUCUCCCCCACCCCCACCUCAGCUGAAAUUGGCUCCAGGGAUUUUAAAUAUAGCAGUUGUGGCUACAGAAUGUUUGAUGUAAAAUUUGGCUGAUUGCUUACAUCUAAUCAACAGGAGUAUGUAAUUGGGCUUGAAAGAGAAACUUUGAAUCCCUGCUCAAGGAUUUUCUUCCUUACAUUAACAGUGAUUUAUUCCCUCUGUGAGAGAUGCAAUAUUUUUAUUUGUAAUCUGGAAAGGAUUUGCUUUUCCAUUCAAUAGUGGACCAAUAAAAAUGGGUUACCAAAAGUUUUCCUUUUUAAAAGGAGGUGCAUUGCAUUUUGAGCCAGAGAAGUCAAAUGAGAACAUUGAUACCUUUCACAUGCAGUGCAGCUUAAAGUGUAUUUUCUGUAAUUUCCACUUUCUGGAGCUCUUUGAACAAGUAGAGAUUGCUUAAAGAUUUAUUGGUGAGUUGAAGAUUUUCUCUAUAAAAAAAGAUGAGAAGGGAUGACUGAUUUAGAAAUGCAAGUCAGGACUCCCUCCUUGUGUAUAAUUCUCCUGAUCUCAUUCAGGCAGAAAGGUAAUAUGCUCACAUAAGUGAGUUUGAAAGGUAUAAUUAAAAUAUAUAUAAUAUUUACUAGUAACUGAAAUACAAGAGAAACUGUUUUUAACAUGGCAGGUGAUUAUAGAUACCUCUUCAAGGGAAAAUGACAGUUUUGUACAAAUUCCUCUCCAAUGAAUGUUUCAUUCUGUGGCCUGUAUACAUUAUGCAAAAUAGCCUAUUUGUAUUAUUUCUCUUACUUUGUCAUUUUUUCACAGACUUAAGGACUAGAAACCUUAUUUUUAAAACCAAAAAAAUUGAAGCUUUCAGGAAGCUGGAUUCUGUACCUGUACCACACUCGGUGCCUUUUCUCUGUUCUAGCAGAAUCACAUCAUGCACAUAAAUUUGUUUAUAAUUUCAUAUAGAUUGAAGACCCCUAAAAGAAAACAUAGCAAUUAAAUUGAAAAAUGUAUUUUUAAAAAAAUGUAAAUCCCUCUGGGAAUGAUGUUUCAUUCCUCUCCCUAUCCUCUCCCUCAAAUCAAACCUCUAAGGAUCUUGGGUGAUUUCCAGUGAAAGUCAUAUGCAGAGUAGACCCACAGAAAUCAACAGACCUAACACUGUGUUGAUAAACUCAGAGCCUCUUUGACAACAAAACCUUGGUUCAAAUGGCCUAUAGCAUUAAUGCUUAAACAUGUAGGACAUUUUGUGGGUUGGUGAUAAGUAUGCAGAACUCAGUCAAAGGGUGCAAGAGGGGAGGGGAGAAUCUGUUAAGAAAAAGUAUAAAUAAUCUUGACCCUCUUGUCAUUGUUUAUGACUCAGUGGUUCCCAGUUGGUAGUCCGUGGACCCUAGGGGUUCCACAUAAUCUACCCAGCGGGUCCAUGGCACCAUUCACAUAUCAAGAACUACCAUAGAGAUAUCAAAAAAAUUCAAAAGUAGGGGUUCAUGCUUUGAAAAACAGUGUGUGUGUGUGUGUGUGUGUGUGUGUGUGUGUUUGCAGUAUUUAGCUAAUUGGGAGCCACUGAAUGCAAUAUAAUACAGUCUUUGGCAUGAACUCUAGCACAGAACAUUGAUGCUGUUGCCAAACUUAUCCCUUAUCCAUAGUGUUCCAGUUUACUGUAGCUAAGAUAUAUAUUUUGAAAAGGUAUGGGCACUGUGUAUAAAAGUAAGGUAUUGGGAAAAAUCUAAAGUAGAAGAAUAAGUAGGAAAGAGGUGACUGCAGAGAUGUAUUUCUCUUUUUUUAUUAUUAUUUAAAAAAGCAUUGAACCUCUAAUGUUUCUAUUACUCUGCCACCUGCCAAACAUCCAUAACUCAUAUUCAUGCACAAACCACACAUACACUUACACACAGACAGACAGAAAGAGAGCUCAUAUGUGCACAUGCCUUAUUUACGUGGGUUUAUUAACAUUCUUUGCUGAGUAGGCUUGAAUGAAGUGCAAUCCUCAUAUAGAUGAUCUAAUUAUAAUCAUAAGGGACAGAACAAAAUAAGCAGUCUUUAAAGGGAAAAGAGUCUGGCAGCUUUGUUUAAAGUGUCCUUUAAUGAACUUCUUUAGUAGCUCGUAUCUUAGCAACACAUUUUAUUACAUACCAGUGCGGGAGAAGCAGUUUGCAGAUGGAGUUGCACACAGUAAUUUAUUUUCUCCCUUUUCACCACCCCCACUUCUACUUUCUUCUCUGUGGUGACUCAACUGGAAUAUGCAGACUAGCUGCUUCCUAGCACUGAUAGCUCACUCAAACCCCCUGAUUGGUUCAUUUGUAUGUGCUCUGCCUUGUUAGUUGAUGAAAACGGCAUUUACUAUCUUAGAGACUGUGCUUUGCUUGCUAUGUUAGGAGGAGCAGAGGCAGGGCUGAGGAUUCUGAAUGGGGACCGGGUUUAAAAUGAACAGGCUUCCUUGCAUUCAUCUUUCAUCUGAACACCCUCCCCCCACCUUUCCUUCUUCCCGGCAUCCGCUUAUAUUCACGGGGCACAUCAGUUUCUGGGUUCCUUGAUUAUUUAUUAUCAACUCCUAGUGGGUUUAUUUUAAUCCCUUUCUUCUGCGCUAAAACUGAUUUGAAUACAACAUCUGGGACAUUUAUAAUCCCUUUCUCCUUUUACUGCAAGCACCCUAUGAUUUAAAAUGUAAACGUAUCUUCCAGUUGUAGAUUCUGCUUUGCGUGUGGGUGUGCACAUUUGUAAAACUGACACUUUUCAGCUCGUUUGAAACACAGUUGAUUUGGAAGCAUUUAUGGUUCAGGAGCCUUACCUUCAGAGCGUCAAAUCAAGCAGUCAACUCCAUGAUUUCACUGGCACUAAUCAAGUAGCAAAACGUUACUCAGCAUGAUUAAGGUUGGCCAAACCUUGUCUUCAGAGAGCUUUUGUUCAAAAAUGAAAAGAGGAGAAAGGCAUUUGAUUGAAUCAGACUAAUGUGGAACAUGAACGCUGGGUCAUAUUUCCCCCUGUACUCAGUAAUAUUCGGAACUGACACAGGAGUAGCAAUGAUCAGACUGUCACCCUGGCAGAGGAGAUGGGGGAGGGGAAAUUACACCAAAGUGACCUCCCCUUUUGAAGGGCACAUAGGCUAGUACACAAAACAUUCGAUUUAGCUUUCACUGUAUACAUGAGACACAGCAAACAAGGCAAGAGAGGUGCAAAAGUUAUCAAGUGCAUUUGUGCUCAGUUUGAGCAAUGGCAAAUUGCUCAGUGUCUUCCCUUAGCAUUUGAUUAUAGGCAAAUAACUUUAGGUUUCCAUGAAAACGCAUAUGUGAGCUGGGAACCUUGAUUUAGACAUAUAGCUUUAUGUUGAAACAAAAUUUUAGAUAUACAUUUUGAUCCUGGUUGUCUUUGCUUGAUGGUUUAUGCGAUCUUUUUCUCUCUCCCAAACCUCUGUGCAUGUGAGAGAACCCAGUUGGCUGAUUUAGAAUGGGGGAGGGAAACCACUCAUUUCAACCACAAAAUACAGGCGUUUCACUAAAUGCAGUUCCAUUUCUUUCUCAGCCCCUGGGAUUCUGCUUCGAUAGUUGAACCUCAGUAGUGGGAUGUCCUUUGAAGCUCAAAGCGAUUAAGUUGCCAUGUGAUUAACUUAUUCUUCUCUUUUACAAUUCAUUCCCUUGUUUUAUUAACUUACAGUUGGAUUGCCAAAAUAAUUUAAGCUGUAGAAUGCAUCAAGAUCUUGCCCAAGUGCCAGAAUUAGUAGCGACAACCUGAACGGUUGAAAAGCAAAGCCAUCAUGAAAUUUACAGCCUGGCUAGCAAAAAGGCAGUUAGCUUAAAAAAGAUGGGCCAUCACACAGCCGUGUCUACAAAUAAAGGUGGUGUAGACUGGUGUGUUGGAUAGUAACCAUUUAAACCAUUUAAAAAUAUACUGCAGAGUAAGGCCUGAGUGCACUCCUUGUCAGAAACAGCUGGAACACCUUUUUAUUUCAUUUUUACCCCAUACCUUCCUCCAGAGAGCUCAGAUCAAUGUACAUAAUCUCCACAUCAUUUAACCCAGGCUUCCUCAAACUCAGCCCUCCAGAUGUUUUGAGACUACAGUUCCUAUUAUCCCUGACCACUGGACCUGCUAGCUAGGGAUCAUGUGAGUUGUAGGCCAAAAACGUCUGGAGAGUCAAGUUUGAGGAAGCCUGAUUUAGCCUCACAACAACCCUGUAAAGCAGGUUAGACUAAAAGAGAGUGACCGGACACAAAUUUACUAAAGUAAGCUUUGUGGCCAAGGAGGAAUUUAAACUCAAUUAAAGCAAAGCACACUGUGAACAAGGUUCACUAACUUUCUGGUUAGCACAAUCUGUAGCUUUGUUUGCUAUGAGGUAUAAGAAGAAACUACAACAAAUGCUUUUAAGUCACAGCUUUAUUCAUUUAAAUCUUGAAUACAGUAUAGCCAAGAUGAGGAACCUUGCUGUGAUCUUGCCCUUCCAAUGAAAUCUGUCCUGUCCGUCCCCCUCCAGCCCCCAAUUUAUCAAAAUCUUGCUGCAACUUUGAAAGAAGCAAAUAGAAACUUGGGGAGCCUAUUUCAGCAAAGGCUAAAUUUACAUUGUAUUUCUGAUCCUAAAGAAUACAUGGAAGGGACAUUGUUUCCAGAAGCACAACUACGUAUAGAGCUCUCUAUGAAUUAAAUGGAGUUGAAGCUAAUAAGCAUCUACUUUGUUGGGAUGGAGGAUGGUUCUUAAAGGAGGUUCCAGUCCUGGAUGAAGCAAAGACUCAUUUAUUAACAAUGAGAGCAGGAACAAUGGGAAGCUAAGUGCAGUCUGCAUGAAUAAUAUAACCAAGGCUGGUGAAAAGCGGACAAUUUUAGUAUGCCAAACUGAGUGUAGGAGUGCAGCAUUUCACUUUUUUAGAGACACUCAGGAUUCAUCUCCCCACCAUGCUUUCCCACGCGUAUGGAGAGACAUGCUUAAUCACAAUGGAUCAUCAAUUGAAGGUGUGAGCAACAGCAGCGUAAGGCUGCAAUGGAGCACGAAAAGUUCUGAGAUGAAAAUGCUAUCCUGCGUGCUGGAGAUUUUUCUUUUUUUAAAGAGGGAACAUGAAAUCUGAAUAGUGGGCACGCACAAGUUCUCAUUGCAUCUUAAUAUGUAAAGGAAUGCAUGUGUAAUAUUAAGGCUUGUUCCUCUUUGCAUCCCUGUAAACUGAAUUAUUAUUAUUAUUAUUAUUAUCCCACCCAUCUGGCUGCGUUUCCCCAGCCACUCUGACUAGGCAGAAAAUGAAGGAAGGAAGAUUGUGAUGCCUGAAACAGGUUCAAUGAUGGAGGAAAGUAAAAGGGGAAAAUGAGCUACUCCUAGCCAAGCUUAGUUAGUGUCGCAGUAGCAUAGUGGUGCAGAUCAGGAGCAUCCCAGUUCUCACUCCUUUUGCUCCAAAAAUUCUGUACAUGAUUUUCAAUAAGGGAAUCUCUUUCAUCCUUAGGCCUCCUUUCCCAAUAUGAGCUAGUGCUCUUAUACCUAUCCUACAGGGUUGCUGUAAGGAUUCCACCAAGCUUACAUAGGUAAAGUACACAGAUAUAAGAAUAAUUAUUAGUUUCUUGAACUAUGUAGCUUAACAGAAUUUGCCCGGCUUCGUAAGUGGGAAAGUAAGAUAAUGCAUCCUACCUCUGGAAAGAUGUUUCAUGCAAUCAUAGAUAUGCAAAGCUGGAAACAGGCAGCUAAAUACUGUGGUCAUAGUUUCUUAUUUUUAAAAAAAAACCAUCAUUUUCAUGUAGUUUUCUUUCAAUGUACAACAAGCCGUAAAUUUUAAAUCCUCUUUCCACAACUUCUCCCAUAAAUUAAAAGAUAUAUUGUAACCCACAUCUUUUGCCCAGUGUAUCUACAGCUUUAACUUCUUCAUCUUUAGUGUCCCAGUCUAACAGUAGCUUAUAAAUGUUCGAUAAUAAUAUCUCAUUAUUCUCCAAUAUUCCAAUAAUAUCUCAUUAUUCUCCAUUCUUUUCCAUUUGAAGCUGCUCCUCUCUUGUUACAUUGCUGCUUAAAACACACCUUUUCCAUGAAGCCCUUCGCCAAAGGUAGAUUCUUCCCCUCUUUAUCCCUGCCCCUUCCCUCUCCUCCCCCCAUGACCUUCUCUGAGUCACAUUCUAGAUUGCAAUUCAUUAGGCCAGGGACCAAUCUUUUCUUGUCAUUACAGUAUUCCAUACAGUACCAGACACAUUAAUGAUGAUAAAAACAAUGGCUGAUGAAUGAAAAAAAAAUCAUAUGCAAUUCAAACUGUGCAGACCAUCAGAUGUAUUUUUCUUUCUUUGCAUUUUACUGUUCCUCCAGAAGUCUCAGAGUGGCUUACAUCUGACUCCAAGUGGUCUCCGAACUAGGCAGGAGUCAGGUGCUUACUUUUAGGAGCUCCAGUAACGAGAGCUCCAAGCUUGAGGUCUGGCCUUUAUUAGCAUUUUCAGAUUGUUUUGCAAGUUACAAGAUUUGUGGGUACCCUGUAUGUACCUGUGGUGCAUCCCUGUAGUGUUAGAUAUGAACUUUGAUCCCUCAUUACCUAUGCAUAUUGUGCUCCAUACAGCAUGUAUGUAAGUUUAAAAUGCAAAUAUUGCCUCAUACAUUAUGGUAUGUCUGCAGUAACGCCCCCUCACCCCAAAUUGUACCAUGUCACCCUGAGGAAGAGAAUAGACUCUUCAGAAACUGAAAACGUGUUGACUGGUCCUGUUAUUGCUGCAUGCUCAUUCUCAAGUUCAUCCCCAUAAUCUAAUGAUGUCAAAAUGUCAUGGGGCUGGUCCUCAAUGCAGAACACAGAGCGACAUGACUGAUGUAGGUCUGGCCAAACUAGAAUGCCAAGCAGAGAAGUUGACCCUGCUCAUGGAGUCAAAGCUUUAAGACUUAAUUUGAGCCAGAGUUCACUAAAGUCUAGGGUCUUUGUUGCAGUACCAUUGCUCAGUCCUAGAAAACAUGAAAUAAUAAUAAUAAAACUUAGAGUCACCUUAAGUAUGUGCAGAAUACCUUUCCAUCUGCAUCAAGUACCUGCUUCUAUGGAAAAAUAAGAUACCCCAGAUAGGGUGUAACACAAAUGCUCGAUUAAAUAAACUUUAGACCUCCUCACAGCCUUGGCUCUUGGGCAGUCUGUCAGACACCACAUAUCUAGGACAAUGGCUUUCAGAGAAUAUGAAUUCAAAGAAGGCACAUUUCUCAUUUUUUUAAAAAAGAGAAAUACUUGUAGAGCUUCAUAGUGCUUCGUCACACAAUCCCAAAGCAGAGAUUGAUGGCCUUUGCUCUAGGAUUCACCGUCUUUUCAUUAAUUUUAAUGUAGAGGUACUCCAGACAACUCCAGCUACACCAGAAAUACAAAUUAUUUGGAGUAGAGUUUUAGAGCAAUUCUAACAAGUAGCUUAGUUACAGUCAAAAUGCACUUAGUUUUUCUUUUUUUAAAUUAUUAGCUGUACAAGGCAGAGCUAGGGUCUGAGCUCUUGAAUGCACAUCCAUUUUUAUGGUAAUCUGGUGCAGAUGGGAACAAAUAUCCUGGUGGACACCCUGACAGCCCUCUGGCAACACCCAAGGGUGCCUACGGGCACUGUAUUGACAAUCCUGGCCUAAUGAGAUUUCCCAAAGCUUUAAUACAUAUUUGAUUACCGCCAUCUUCCCCAUAUGGGGGGGGGGGGGCUGGCUCACUGAGCAAGGGGGUACCAGGAGGUUUAAAACAAACAAAACAGUUUAUGGGGCAAGAAGUUAAAAACUCAUGUGGAGCUUGUUUUUUUUAAAAAAAUCAAUUUUAAUCUUGUAUAACAAUGGCACCCGUAUGAAAACAAGGAUUUAGAAACAGAGUAAGAGCACAUUACAAUGCAAGAGCUUUGUAGGGAGAGUGGUGCUUAGAACAAUAUGCAUAAUUUUAUUGUGGAAGUCUGGAAGUCCAUAAGAUUGAGUCCUUAACUUGAUAAAAUAUUUAGUGCAUAAUAGUUGUUUUGUAAGCUUUUUAAAAUGUUUGAUUAAACAUGCAAGAAAGCUCUUUGAAUGACAAGUUCACUUUUUCAGCAUUAAGCACCCAAUCCUGCUCUACUCAUCAUAAUAACUGCAGAAUAAACAAACUCUUUACUUCUUACUUCAGGUGAACAAAUGUGCUUCUUUAUUCCUGGCUGGGUAGAGAACAUAACUGACACUGAAAAGCAGAGGUCAGAAAGGACCAAGGGAUGGAGUCUAGCCCAUAAUACAAGGUUCCAAUACUUAACUUUUCAAGGGUGGUGUUACUGUUCCCCGCCAGAAGGAUUGCUUAGAUGAUUAUAGGGUGAGUGUGAUCAUGAAAAAUCCACCCUUAGUCAGGGAAAGUGAACAUUAAAUGGUCUGUCAUGUCACAAAUGUAAAAGACAAAAUUGGGGGAGAAAUGGGGAGGGGAGUUCACCUGUUUUGCCCACCCUGGCUACAGGGCUGUCUUAUGCUAAACAUUUCUAAUAUAUUGCUUAAAAUAUAUCAGAUAAAAUAUUAUAAUUAACUCCAUCCUAUAUUAAAUGUUUUUAAAACUAUAUAUAGCUCAGUACUAGGCAAAAUCCUUACUACAUAUAUUUAUAAGAACAGAGAAGAUUUGUGGCAAAAUUUUGUGGUACUGAAAGUGUGGGGGUAAGUUAUUAAGAAUAGCAGAUGUACUGGUCUAUUGGCCCAUGGCACUGUCAAAUCAACACUAAAUGCUGGCCAGUUUUUCUGCUGUUCUUCUGUGCUGCUAUGGGUUUGGAGUAUACACAGCCUUUGCCAUGCCUAGACCUCAAGUGAACCCAGGAAAAUGUCAGGAAUAGGACCAGUGUCAGCAACCAGAAAGGCAAAACAUUAGCAUUUCUGGGCAUCCUUCAAAACAGGCCAGAUUUUAUAUUUUAGAAGCAUGGCAGAUGCCUUUUUAAUUCCAAGCAAUGGGGAGCACAUAUUGACUGCUCCAAGCAAAGUCUGAGGAAAAUUAGUUACGCCUGUUGAGAAGCAACAUGGAAGGAGAAAAUUCAUAUUUUUACAAUAAGAAUUUUGCCCUCUUGCAUUAAUUGUCCCAUGGCUCUGCAGUCACUGUUGAUGUAAGUUAUAGAUUACUGGAUCAUUGCUGAAUAGUGGAGUAUUUUUGUUUGUUUGCUGGCUGGCUUGCUUAUUUGAUUUCAGUGAAAUACAAAUGCACCCCCCCCCAUGCGCUAGUUUUGAAAUAGCCAAUUUGUCUAAAACAAGGGCCAACUUGGUGAUGUAUAAUGAGCUGGAGGGCUGCAGCUAAUUUGCUUGUUUUAUGCUUGCAUAGUUUUCAUGGAUAUGCUUUGCACCAGGCUGUGGCAGAGGGACAUGUUGUGUUUCAUCUGUGAUGCCACAUGGACCCUGGGUUUUUGUGUUGGUGCUUUUUGUGGUGGUGCAUUGUAAAGGAACUGCUUGUCACAACGUUAUCUGUUUUGGUAGUACAUCUUAAACUGCAUGCUGCAAGAGAACAAUUUAUAUUAUGUGAGGAGUUAAUUCAAUAAUUAAAGGAGGACUAUGGUUUUACUCCACAAAAGGCAAGGGAGACACAUUUGGGAUGACCAGAUGCAAAGAAGACACGACAAACUGUCCCAUUUGAAAUACCAUCUUCUACACAACUAUUAUCAUUGUAGGGGCCCUGUCCUCUUUUUAAACCAGGCAGAACAGGCCAGAGGUCUCAGUGGUUACUUACUCUGCUGCUAUAGCCCCGACUCUAUGCAUAUUUACUCAGAAUUUUUCACUCAGUUGAAUUUGGCUUACUCCCAGGGCCAGCUCAAGUCAUUCUGCUGCCUGAGUCAAAGGACAAGAUGGUACCUGUAGUAUCUCUUGGGCUUGGAAAGGGUACUCACUGUGUGAAGAAACCUUGUAACAGGUCUGCCAUGAUACCAGGAAGCAACAGGAGCCAGGAAAACUUCAGUAGCUAUAUCUAUUGCUGUGCAACAGAUCAACAACUCAGCAUAGCAGCUAGGUAAGCUUCAGCAUAGCAUAGCAGCUUCAGAGAUAAGACUAAGGCCCUCUCAGCACCUCCUGAACUUCAGACACUUAAGCUGACCAAUAAGUUGAACACUGAUGAAGGGACAGUAUCUUCCACUGCAUUUGAGGGGACCAGGCCAGCUUAGGGGAUGUAGGAAAGCCAGUUUCUUAGGUAUUUUGGCUGAUGGCUCAACAGAUAGGUCGACUGUGGCAUCUGAGAUUAUUUACUUUAUUUGGAGGUGAAGUGAAGUGUACUUACUGCGAAACAGAGUUGCUUUGGAGAAACAGAACUGUUGUGGGGAAAACAACCUUUAAACUGGUGCAUAUUAUAUAUAAUAGAAUAUUUUUGAAAUAAAAGAGCUUGUUGGAGGUUCUAGCAGGGGAGCGCAGCUAUUGUAUACCCUUGACCGAAGAAUGGUACACUCCUGCUACCUGGGAUGGUCAUCCUCUUCCACUAAACGCAUGGCAUUGGGAGGGACACACAUGGAAUGGUGCAGGAGGAAAGGGACAUCCGCCUAGCCAGCCAGAUCAGCCGAAUCAACCCUGGCAAUCGAUGGGGUGGCAGAUGUCGCAGCCAGAUCACCCUCACCGUCCGUACAGGAAAGAUGUCUCACCCUGGCGGAGAAGGUCCUUAUGGUUUCUUAGCGAUGUAAACACUUCAGUGACUCAUAAAGUCGCCCUUUUUGCUUUGGCAGCCAAAAAGAUCAGAAAGAAGACCCUAGACAAUAUAGCAGUGAACUGUAAGGGAGAUGCAGAGAUCUAAAUAGAGACCAUUAUUUGUGGUGCAACACCCCUUUUGCUUGUAUUUAUUUUUUUAUUCAGAUUUGUACUGCUACUAGCCUUUAUCGGCAUAAGUUAAAACAAUAAAAUCAUAAAAAGUCAUCCAAAUACAUUGAUAAUCCAAACACAUACAAUAUAUAAAAGACUAGAUAGUCACCACUGAACAAAUCAGGCAACUUUAGAUUUAGCUUGACAGGGGACUUCCGGGGCGGCGCGAUCGGUAAUGGCGGAUUCCCUCUGAUCCGGAGGGACUGUCUCCACGGAAAACGGGUCUGUUCCGCUACGGCGAAGCGGGGACCCUUUAAAAAAUCACAGGCGGAUGAAGCCUGUGACCAUGGGACUCGGCGGGCACCAUUUGCGCCCCCCCCAAUUCGUAAAGGAACCCAAUUACGGGCUCCGGAGCGAAAAGGGGCUAGUGGCGCGGUGCUGAGAGUCAACUGCUUCUUCCGUGGAGCGAAGCCGCACAGCCGUUGCCGGAGAGCGCUACCUUUUCCUGGGACAAUUUGGCUACAAAAACAACUACCCGUGAGCAGAUCAAAUUUGGACAAUUGGACUUUAAACAACGAUCUGUGAGUAGAACGGAAAAUUGGAUUAAGAAAUUCCUCUUAAUUUGGCACUGAAGCGGGAAGGUCUAAACAGGAAGUCAGCCUUCCGUUUCUUGUAGAUAGAUUAAAGCAAAGACAUGGCAAACUAGAGUUUAGAAAAUCGUUUGUAAAGGAUCAACUUUCAUCAUCUAAAACUACUGAACCCCCUUCGGAAGCAGGAGAAGAGGGGGGAUUUUUUCUGGAUUGUUUAAACCUGCAGAAGAGAGUGUAAAGAAAAGUAAUUUUCCACCGUCUUGAACCUGGGAGCAGGGUGUCAGGACAGACGUUUUUGGGAAGUUCAUUGACUAUAGACAAAUGUUUUUGACAGACAGCUAAAAGAAGAGAAACAUAGUGAUUCCAUUGUUCUCUUUCGCAUUUUAAAGGAACAAAUACUGACAAAAUAUCUGAAAAAGGAAACUUUGUUGUUAGAUCUGCUGUUAAAAAAAGAAAAGAAAAGAGAUUGAUACAAAUAGAAGUUCUUCCCCUAGAGGGAGCUUGUGAAACUGCUGUUAAACUUGAACUGGGGAGCUUCGCAGCUGCAAACAGAUUAAGAUCGUGGGAACAGACUUCUGACCUUGCAUAACAAUGUAUUCAGAGGCUCUGGUGCGUGCUUUCUGCAAGACAAGUGCUUUAUUGGAACAGUUACAUGAGAAGAUGGAUUUGAUGACAGUUGCGAUCAGAAAUUUUAGACAGGUAGUGGGUAUCUAUAUAGAACCCACCCAGGAAUCAACUCAGGAGUGUGCUCUGACAGAUCAGAUGAGGGAGGAGGUUGUUGUUGGACCUCGGGUGGCAGAGAUGGAGGGAGCUGUGGCCCAGCAGGAACGUGAGUUGUUGGAUUUGACAAAUGAACUUGGAAAAAGCCAGAUUUGGAGAGAGAGUUUUGUUGGGCUUGGAGAUGGGGGGCUGGAUAGACCCCCCAUGCAGGGAUGUCUUGACUUUUCAAGUAUGGCAAUGGGCCGUGAGGAGUUUGGGGUUGUGGGGGUCCUCAACUCUGGAGGGACCUUGAAACAUGCUUUUAAAUACCAUAUGGAGUUCAGUGUGGACUAUGGAAAAGGGGCUGAUCUGUCGAGAAGGGACAAAAAUACUGUUAAGUUGGAGUUUCCACGAGUGAAAGGACCAGGAGACAAAGUAAAGUACAGGUAUAAAUAUGAAGAAGAUCUGCGGAAGGGACAUGGAAGAGACUUAAGGGCCUCGGACAUAAGAUUACCAGGUUAAUGAACUAGAUGGAUGGGACAGAAAGGACUGACAAAACCCGGGACCAGGAGGAAGAGACGUUGGAUGAAGAUUGGAAGAAAGUUUUAAAAAAUUUUUAUUUAGGAUUGUUUUGUAAAAUUAAUGAGUAUUAGAAAAAUGUUGGAACGAAACUAUUUGGCUUUAGUAGAAAUGUUAAAAAGAACUAUGCAAGAAUAUGUUAUGGUUAUGAGAAAUUGGUAUAAACAAGAUUUAAGUUUUAAGUUUUAGGGUCUUUUAUAGUAAGAUAAGGUUAAAAUAGAUUAAGGUAAUUUAAUGACAGAAUAUUAUGAAAAAUGGGAAGGAUUUGCUGUGAUAAUUAAUAACUGGAAUACAAAAAGGGAGGUGUGAGGAGGUCGAUGAAAUAAGGCAAUGAAAGUUAAGGAUUUGGGAAUAUUGGAUCUGUUUUUAAAUGUUUGUGGUUUAUUUUUGUUUUUUGGAUUUUGAUGUGUUAUGUGUUUUUUUUUUGUUUCUUUUUGAUUUUUAUCGAUUUGUAUUGUUUGACUGCUGUUUGUUUUUCCCUUGCUUUUUUUUCUUCUUUGUCUCUUUGUUUUUUUCUGUAAUUUUAAAAUGCUUAAUAAAUAUCAUUUUAAAAAAAGAAGAAGAUUUAGCUUGACAGAUCUUGGCUAAGUACCCUGAAACCAUCUUGGUAGUUUUGGGAGUAUCAUCCCUCAACAAAUAUUGGAUUACAGACUGUUUGUAAAUGACUAGGGAGUCACUAGGAGAUCUCUGUGAUGGGUGUCGAGAAGAGGGCAAUCCAAAAUUAUGUGAUGUAUCUGGUGUUUUCUUAUUAAAGGAACAGAAUCUGUCCUGGAAGGGGUUUUCCCCGAAACCUUCCAAACAAAACAUUUGAGGGGAAUGCAUUUAGACAAACUAGCAUAAAAGCUCUGUGAUUUGAUGGAGUAUCUACGGUAAAUUAUAAGAGUAAUUAGGCAUUACUCCAUGGUGGGGCUGCAAUCCUAAGUAAGCAGAUGAACAUACAAGAGGCUGGGAAGGGUACAGUUUUUGGAUUUCAUGAUCUAACAGCCUCUGUUUGAUGAGAGAGAAGAUUUGUGAGUCAUCCAAUAGAAGAAGGGAAUCUACUGCAAUCCCUGUUUAUCUGAGUUUGAGGGUAAUAUCAUAAAACCAUGUAGAAUUAUGCGUAUCUCUCAAUUAAGAAGUUAGUAAACUUUCCGGCUCUGUAUUAAAAUGAUUUUUUAGCCAGUAUUUGAAAGUCAUAAUCCAGCUCCUAGAUUCUAGGAGAUGCUUCCCUAACUCUGCACACAUAGCCAGAUAGAAGACACAUUUUGGAGCUCCUAGAAUUUGUCAGAAGAAGGAUGCCUAUAUGCCCUCAACUUUGUUGUUAAAGUUAGUUAUCCAUAAGGGAAUCCCAUAAAGGAGUUGCCAAACAGUUUUUGCGCUAUAGGCCCUAACCCCUGCAGGCACAUUCUGAUUAACAUUGAGAAAUUAGAAUUGUUUAAUUCAUGCUGCAGAGCAUUUAACUAGGUUGAUUAUUCUGUUACAAUGGGUCACCCAUUUUAGAUUGUAAUAAAAGAUGAUCCCUAAGAAUUUAAAGCUUUUAAUUUGUUUGAUUUCUUGAUCAUGCACCAUUUAGAUGGAUGCCAACUCUUUGAAAAUACCAAGAUCUUGGAUUUUGAGUAAUUAAUCGCUAGUUGAUUUCCUUGACAGUAAUGAAAGAAUUCUUUUAGAUACCUUUGGAGCCCAACUCUGGUGCAGGAGAGGAGGACAGUGUCAUCCGCAUGUAAAAGUAUGGCAGCUGCCUUAGAUCCUAACCUAGGAGGGUGGCCAUUCACAAUGAAUACAUGUUGUUUCAUAUCAUUCAAAAAUAAAUUAAAUAGUUGUGGGGAAGAAUACAGCCUUGUUUGACUCCUUUAAUAGUUGUAAAGCUGAGUGAUAAGUGGCCGUCCGGGGAGAUCUUCACCUGCCACACAGUGCAGCUUUUUUGUCAAGAAAAGUAGUUGGGGUUCUAGCUCAAUAGCAUUCAGUUUCUCCCAUAACAUCCCUCAUAAAAGCACUUUUCAGAUCAAUAAAGGCCACAUGUAACUUUCCCCUUUUGGAUUCAUAUAUUUAUCUGCUAGAAAGGCAAGUGAAAGACAGUGAUCAAUAGUUGAUUUCUGUUUUGUAAAUCCGAUCUAUUCAGGGCCAAUAAUUCUAUACAUUUUAAUCCAAACCAAUAGAUAGCGCUCUAAAUGUUUAGAAUAGAGUUUACUUAUAAUGGACAGGAGACUAGUAGGGCGAUAAUUACCGUAUUUUUUGCUCUAUAAGACUCACUUUUUCCCUCCUAAAAAGUAAGGGGAAAUGUGUGUGCGUCUUAUGGAGCGAAUGCAGGCUGCGCAGUUAUCCCAGACGCCAGAACAGCAAGAGAGAUCGCUGCUUUCGCUGUGCUGUUCUGGCUUCUGAGAUUCAGAAUCCCCCCCCCCCCCCGUGUUCCUCCUCCAGAAACUAGGUGCGUCUUGUGGUCUGGUGUGUCUUAUAGAGUGAAAAAUACGGUACAUGGCUGCUCAGAUCACCUUUUUUAAAAAAUAAAUUGGGAUAAUUACAGAAGUUAACCAUGAUUUGGUAAAAGGUUAGCAAGUGAUGAUGCCCACUAAUCUGCAUACUUUUCAGAAUCUCAGCAGAAAUCCCAUCACAGCCAGGGGUCUUACCGGGUUUUAGUUCUGCAAUAAGUUCCAUAGUUUUGUUUGAGCUUACCGGGGGCCAGUUUGGUAUAUUAGAAGGGAAAGGCUCAUCAGCAUUUGGAAGAAAGCAGGGUAAGGCAUUGAAUAUUUUAAAAUAGUCCACCCAGGUUUGGGAGGGAAUAGUAGGUACAGUUAAAAGAGAGGUAGCCAGAGCUUAUUUGCCAGACGGUUUUAUGAAUGUUCCUUUUUAUUGCAUUUAUUAAGUGGGUCCAUUUUUUCUGAUGGUAUAUUAUCUUUUUCUUAGCAAUAAGUUCAUUAUAUGAACUUCCUUCACAUAUAAGAUAUUUAUUAAGCUUUUUUAAAGUAUUACAAUAAAAAUGAAAAGAAAAAAAACAAAAAUACAAAAUAAAAAUAGUUAAAAACACACAGAUUUUCCAUUGAUUAUUUUCCUUUAGCUUGUUUCCCGGAACUCCUCAUACCUCCCUUUUUUGUAUUCCACUUCAAUUUGUUGGUUCAGCAAAUCCUUACCCUCUUUAUUUAUCCUAAUCUUUGAUCUUGAAAAUAAUAGCAUUAGAUUUUUACCUAUUAAUAACCCUUUUUUCAUAUUCCCUUAAAGCAUUACAGCAGGAAACCACUUAAUUUCUAUCCAACAUCAUUCUAACAUUCAUUAAUUUUACAAUAUUUCUGUAGAUAGUCUUUGAAUUCCUUCCAAUCUUCUUCCACCGACUCUUCUCCCUGGUCUCGGAUUCUGCCAGUCAUUUCUGCCAAUUCCAUAAAGUCCAUCACCUUCAUCUGCCAUUCUUCCAAAGUGGGUAGAUCUUGCGUCUUCCAAUACUUUGCAAUGAGUAUUCUUGCUGCUGUUGUUGCAUACAUAAAAAAAGUUCUAUCCUUCUUUGGCACCGAUUGGCCGACUAUGCCCAGAAGAAAGGCCUCUGGUUUCUUCAGGAAGGUAUAUUUAAAUACCUUUUUCAUUUCAUUAUAGAUCAUUUCCCAGAAAGGCUUAAUCCUUGGGCACGUCCACCAAAGGUGAAAGAAUGUACCUUCAGUUUCUUUACAUUUCCAACAUUUAUUAUCGGGCAAAUGAUAGAUUUUUGCAAGCUUGACUGGGGUCAUGUACCACCUGUAUAUCAUUUUCAUAAUAUUCUCUCUUAAGGCAUUGCAUGCCGUAAACUUCAUACCUGUGGUCCAUAACUGUUCCCAGUCAGCCAUCAUUAUGUUAUGUCCAACAUCUUGUGCCCAUUUAAUCAUAGCAGAUUUCACCGUUUCAUCCUGAGUAUUCCAUUUCAACAGCAAGUUAUACAUCUUUGACAAAAUCUUAGUUUUGGGUUCUACCAGUUCUGUUUCUAAUUUUGAUUUUUCCACCUGGAAGCCAAUUUUCUUGUCCAAAUUAUAUGCCUCCAUUAUCUGAUAAUAAUGAAGCCAGUCUCGCACUUUAUUUUUUAGUUUCUCAAAACUCUGCAGUUUCAGUCUAUCUCCAUCUUGUUCCAAAAUUUCCCAAUAUUUCGGCCAUUUGGCCUCCAUAUUGAGCUUUUUCAGAGCUUUUGCUUCCAUCGGUGACAGCCACCUUGGAGUUUUGUUUUCCAAUAAAUCCUUAUAUCUUAUCCAAACAUUAAACAAUGCUUUCCUGACAAUAUGGUUUUUAAAUGCUUUAUGUGCUUUGACCUUGUCAUACCACAGAUAUGCAUGCCAUCCAAAUACGUUGUUAAAACCUUCUAGGUCCAAAAUGUCUGUGUUUUCAAGAAGUAGCCAUUCUUUCAACCAGCAAAAAGCUGCUGAUUCAUAGUAAAGUUUAAAGUCUGGCAGGGCAAAUCCACCCCUUUCCUUUGCAUCAGUUAAUAUAUUAAAUUUUAUUCUGGGCUUCUUGCCCUGCCAGACAAAUCUAGAAAUAUCUCUCUGCCACUUUUUGAAACAAUCCAUCUUGUCCACAAUUUGCAAUGUUUGAAACAAAAACAGCAUUCUAGGCAAUACAUUCAUUUUUAUCACUGCAAUACGACCCAACAGUGAAAGCUUCAAAUUUGACCAAAUUUCUAAAUCUUUUUUCACUUCCGUCCAACAUUUUUCAUAAUUAUCUUUAAAAAAGUUGCCAUUUUUGGCUGUCAUAUUAAUCCCCAGGUAUUUCACUUUCUUAACCACAGUCAAGCCUGUCUCAUUCUGAAACCUCUCUCUUUCAAUCGGUGUUAAUUUUUUCUCUAAAACCUUAGUUUUUAACUUGUUCAGUUUAAAUCCUGCCACUUCCUUCACAUAAAAUAGGUUUUUUAUCACCCUUUUUGCGAAGGUCUCUGAACGAUAUUCUGAGCAAUCUUUUCUCUGUAUAACAUUCCUGGUCAAGGGGAGGGAUUAGAGAGGGUAACAGAUGCAUGCUUAGCUAUUGUACCACAGUAGUCUAUUGCUGUUAUUACUACCUUAAUAGAAUGUGAGUUAGUAAGGGUUGUUCUCAAAUGCAACAUUUUGUCCAAGUCCAGGAAUUUGGCGAUCACCCCUUAGAACUGCAGGGACCAUUAUUCUAAUCCUUUUCAGAAUACUAUAAGAGGCCUGAUCUGAGUUACCAGGCUUCAAGAUCUUAUUUGCUGGGUCGCAUUUUAUAGUCAGAAGUAAGUCUGUACGGACGCCAAUAAAAAAGAAGUUAACAUCAGAGUGUAGAUUUAGAGAACAGAUGCAGUAAUCAACUACACUCUGACCCCUGGACGAGAUGAAAGUAAACUUAUCACCACCAGGAAUGUUAUUUAGUCCCUUUAAGAUAACUACAUUAUGGGCAAUUCAAAAUUCCAUAAGUUUUAAUCCUGCUCUGUUAGUUAAUCUAUCCUUAGAGGAGCGGUGAAUAGACAGUGGGGUAGGUAUUAUAUCUAUUCCUUCAAAACCCAAUUGGGAUACAAUAUUUUGGUGGAUGGUCCAAAUUUGCGCAUUUAAAUUGGCCAUAAUAAUAAAUUGGGUAAAUGGAAAUUUUUUGGAUAGAGAGAACAUAACAUCUGACAACUUGUCCCAAUUAGCAGUUAGAAACAUCUCAUCUUCUGAGGGAGGUAGACAUUUACCAAAAUUUUAAAAAGGAAAGGUAAAGGACCCCUGACAGUUAAGUCCAGUCGCGAACGAUUCUGGGGUUGCGGCGCUCAUCUAACUUAACUGGCUGAGGGAGCCGGCAUUUGCCUGCAGACCGUUUUUCCUGGUCAUGUGGCCAGCAUGACUAAGCCGCUUCUGGCAAAACCAGAGCAGCGCACAGAAACGCCAUUUACCUUCCCGCCGGAGCGGUACCUAUUUAUCUACUUGCACUUUGACGUGCUUUCGAACUGCUAGGUUGGCAGGAGCUGGGAGUGAGCAAUGGGAGCUCACCCCAUCGCGGGGAUUUGAACCACCGACCUUCUGAUCAGCAAGCCCCAGGCUCAGUAGUUUACACCACAGCGCCACCUGCACCACCAAAAUUACCAGUUGGUUAUUCAUAGUUAUUAGGUAAGCUUGGGCUAAUGGAGGAUAAGUGCCAAGAGGAGUUUUUUUGAAUGGCAGACCAGAUCUGAUUAAGAUCAAUAGGCCAGCUUUGUGAAGAAUUGUCUAUGAGCCUGUGAAGAAUUGUCUAUGAGCCUGUGAAGAAUUGUCUAUGAGCAGGUAAGUUAUAUGAAGAGAAUCUGGCAAUGGGGAAACUCAGCCAGAUGGGUGGGGUAUAAAUAAUAAAUUAUUAUUAUUAUUACCUCAGUCACUAAUCAGGUUUCUUGAAGUAAUAUACAGUCGAAGCUUUUAAGACAGUCUAUGAAGUCCAGGUCACUGGCUCCCCGCCAGUCCAGCAGUGUUUCAGGAGAUGAGGCAAAGAAUUCCAGUAGGGGCAACUGCUGGUUGCCAAUCAGGUUCUACAGUUUGAUCCAAAGGUCUACGACUGUCCUGAGGGACAUAGUUAUUUAUUUGAGGGGCGCUAGGGAGGGUUGGGGUAAGUUCCAUAUCCUCUGAAUUCAGGUUUAUCAGUGGGGUUUGCAUUUUACAGUUCAGCUUCGGGGAUUCUUGGUUUUCAAGGAAUAAAAACUUGGCACCAUUGCUUUCACUAGUUUGAUUUCCCUCAAUUAUUGGGGGUGGUCAGUUAGGUGUAUUAUCUUUAGAUCUGAUAAAGAUGUUGUUCUUUGAAAGGGCACUGCUGAGAUGUUCCAUUUAAUAUAUGAGUCACAGAUUGGUUGAAUCAUAGAUGGCUUUAGAGGGUUUGGAGAUUUUUCUUUACUCGUGGGUAGGCUUUCCUUUAACAGGUCGUGUUUUGCUAUAAUUCUCUGCUACUCCUGCUUAGAAAAGGUCUGUGAAGGUUCUUGGAGAUUUUCUUCCAGGAUCUUAUUUUCCAAUGGCAUGUUUAUACCCAGGCCUGGGUCAUCUGGGAGCAGCAACCUUUGGGCAAAUUUUAUAGAACUCACCUGUUAGUAGUUUCUGGAGGGUUCUCCUCCUUUUUACUUUGUAUGUUAUUAUUUGAUAACAGAUUUAUCUGGGCUUGCACUGUACCAUCGUCCAUCAUAUCUCUGGGUUCGACUUUCCUGGGACUUGCUCUCCCCUUUCCCCUUUUUAUCUCUUUUAUCACUUGCGACUUAGAUUCCUUUAAUUUUAAUUUUAAGCCCAUUGCUUCUUCUUUGUUGCACAAUUUAAGCCCUGUUAAACAGCUUCUCAAAAAAUCUAGCCUUUCCAAGAUUUCUAUUUGGGCCAUGGCUGGCAAUGUCCAAUACUGACACAUUAAGGCUUUCUCUUCUGAAGUAAAAAAAAAAUAUAUCCACUUGAUAGCGGAGUAUCAUGAUCAUGUAUAGGUGGUAUCUUCCAUUCUGGUUUUGAUGUCUUUUGUUUAUAAUAAAGGGGCAAGGAUUCUUGGGUCCAAUUCAAAUCUAUAAGGUUUUCAUCACUGUUUGGUUUCAGAGAAUCUUUAUCUUUGUAAUGGACAGCCCACCAGGAGGAGAGGUCACUGGGGCCUGGUUUUUGAAAAGUCUUAUAAUUUCUAGCCUGUCUUUUAUGAAAAACUCACUGAUUUUAUAAAUAAUGUUGGCUAGAUCUGGAUCCUUAAAGUUAAACCACUGCCUGUGCCCUAAAACUGUCAUGAUAUAGAUAUUCUAUGAAGACAAUAUCGUUGGGCCUCAUUGCUCCUGGUAAGGUCUUAUUUAGAAUAAGCAGGAGAUGUGUUAUACUUUCUGCCUGGGUGAGGAGGCUUUUCAGUUUGGAAUAAUUUGCGAUAACUAGUUUUUGUGGACUCAUCACCAAAUUCCACCCUUUUUCCUAAUGAAAGUCAUGUUGGACUUCUGGGUAAUCAGUUACUGGGUCAAGUUCAAUUUUGUGGAUAGUAUCCUCUGUUCCCCUUGUUCCCAGGUGCUUUCCCUCCUGUAGUCAGAGCAGCAAGCUCAACUGAAGUAUCUGUUUUAUUUUCCUCUGUCUGAUUUUCCGUCCCUAGCAUUUGCUGUGGUUUAGCAAGAUUUGCUGCUGUCGUCUUCCUUUUCCCUUUUUUCCCAUGAGCUUUUGAUGUAGGCUUAUUUGUGUCCAGAGUGGAAACCGUUGGUAUCAACUUGUAAGCUUCUGUAAUAGAUUUUUAUGUGCACAAUGAGUUUUCUUUUGCUUCUUAAAGUUUUUAAUAUUUUUAUUUUUAUUCAGCGCUUUAGAUUUUUUUCUUAUACAGUCUUUUGGUGACUUCUUUAGCAUUUGCCUUUGUCGUUUCAUUGAUUACCAACUGGGUUUGUUUAGAUGUCCUUUCAAUAACUUUUGACUCUAAAGCUCUCUCUUGAAUUGUAAAAAUUUCCACUAAUGUUGUAAGCAGCCCAAUGCUUACUGUAAGAAGGUUUUUGAUGAGGGUUAAUUCUGAGCAAACCAUAUGAAGCUGAUCCUGGAGUUGAGUGUCCUCUGUUUGUGGCUAAUACAAUAAAGUUAUUUGGACUGGAUAGAAAUAGAAGAAAGGUGGGGUGGAAUUGUAUGAUCUUUUAAGUGCAAGGGAUGCCACUAUAACCUAUAAAAGUUUUAUAAUUCAAAGUACAAGUAGUCAGUGUUAUUUGCACUUUUUUUUUUUUGCUGGAAGUGAAAAAUGAAAUAAGUGCCUUUUCUUAGGGAAACCUAAGAACACCUGAAACCUAAGAACAUUUGGAAGUCUCCAUAUUCUGACAAAAGCUGCAGAAUCUCAGCCGCCUGUGCCCUAGACCAUUUAUAUUUUCCUCCUCAAAUGGAAUUUCACUACUUAUGAUUAUCUUUAUAUACAUUCAUGGAAAGUGCUGAUUCUGGCAAUUUGUUGUGUUCAAGAUAUUUCAUUUCACACAUCAAGUACUGAUAACAUUUCCCCCCAGGACCCAGGGAUGUUUCCAAAGAGCUAGCCCAUACUUUUGACAGUACAGUGGUACCUCGGGUUACAAAUGCUUUGGGUUACAAACACUUCAGGUUACAGACUCCGCUAACCUGGAAGUAGUACCUCGGGUUAAGAGCUUUACUGCAGGAUGAGAACAGAAAUCAUGCGGUGGCAACAUGGCGGUGGCGGGAGGCCCCAUUAGCUAAAGUGGUUAAUAACAGUUUCAGGUUAAGAACGGACCUCCAGAACAGAUUAAGUUCUUAACCAGAGGUACCACUGUAUUUGUUGGCUUGCAGUAUAGUCUGAGGCGAUUUCCUUGUUUUUGCCUUCUUUGUGCGCUUUUGUAAUCGUAGUUUCUAAAAAAGCCGCAGGUUUUCCGCAGGUGGAUUAGAGUGCUGCGUCCAGAAAUAGCCAACAGUGCAGGCAGUGGGAGAACUGCAACAGUUUUGGUUCUGUCCCUUGUAUUUCUUUUCUCGCUGCCAGGAAGCACCAGAAGAUGGCAUGGUUUAUACAGAGGCAUGCUCGAUCGAGAGCAAGAGGCAUUAAGAGUUUGUGGAGAUGCUAUUAAUAACGCUGAGAUGCUGUUUAAACACUUUGCUAUAAAGAAGAGAGGAGACAAGCAAUAUUUUAAGCCUUAUCUCUUCUUUACGCUGGCAAAACACAGCUGCACUGUCCUUUUUGCCCCCCCCCGCCCGGAUUUGGGUGUCAUAGGAAGAGAAGGGAGUGAAAGAAACAGAGGUCUGAUGUAAUCAAGGUCCAACGUGAAUGUAAAGGUCAGGCUGACAGAAAGGGUACUUGAGGGUAACUAGAGGAGAUGGCACUUCCUCUCAAGAAUUUUGACACAAGACCUGUGUAUCACUUUAGAAAUUUUGACACCUCUUUCUUAAAGAUCCACAUCUCUCUUUCAGCCCCCUUUAAGAACAAAGAAAAGAGAGACCCUGUUGAACGCUUGGUGAAAUGUUUUAUUUCAAAUGUUUCUUAGGUUAAGGGUCAAAAUCCUGGCAUCUUGAGCUUUAUUUAGCUUUUUUUCAUAAUGUCCUCAAGGUUAAGGCGAGCAUGCACUUUAAAGACCAGAUUAUACCCUGGUCCUUUUAUGAAGCUCUAAGGGGGAAGUAUCUAUAUUAUAGAACACUAAGGGAUUUUGUGAUUGUGUUAUCUUUUGCUGAUAAUCCACUGCAAUGUUCCCUCUUUGUUUCCAUGUCCUGGACCCAAGUAAAUACUUUUGCAGGCUCUUUGGCUGCCCCAUGAGCUCUAUCAUAUCUUGAGAGAGUUUCAGUCAUGUUUCCCUCACCGACCAUAUACAGUAAAUGGUAGUUGUCAUACAUACAUGAGUGUUUGGUUCACUCCCUAAGUUUAUCAGGGGCUUUAAAGUUGCAUGUAUAUCUUUAAAUUGUACAUUGCCUUGGGGGCCUUUUGGAGCCAAAAGAUGACUAAUAAAAAUAUGAUGAAUAAAAUAAUAAUGAAAUGUACCUGCCUGUGCACCUCCUAUUAAGGUAUUUUAAAAAUUCCGCACGCAGAGGAGGAGCAGGGCUAUGUGUGGCUCCAUCCUGAUUUUCCCAGGUUGAGGAAGAAGACCUGAAGUGAGACUGAACACCCUUAGAAGCCUGACCUUGACCUAGAACUGUGCAAAAGAGAUGCCUAAUUGCAAGGAGGCUCCUAAAUUGCAUUCGACCCAGUGUGCUCAGAAUCUCCCUUAGGAGGGCAUGGAUGAAGCUGGUGGUGAUGUGGACAUUGGGAGCAGGGCUAGCAUGUGCGUCCCUGAUCCCUUUUCAUGCACUGAACUUCAUAGUACAGUGUUACCUCGGGUUACAGAUUCUUCUUCUUCUUUUUUAAUAAAUAUUUUUUAUUAGAUUUUCCAUUAAAAAAAACAUUUUUACAAAAUUAUACAUCCAUUUUUAACUUAAACCCUUUUUUCCAGAACUUCCCUCGGCUUGUCUGAUAAUUUUCCGUUUAUUUUUUUUAUCCUCGUCUCAGAUUUCCCAAUAUUAUAUUGCACUCAAAUACUCUUAAUCACAUCAUAUUUUUUAAACAAUAUUUCUAACAGUAAUUUCACAGAGCUUCUUGAAAGCCAACGAACGUUAUUUGCUCAUCACAGAAAUUUUUGAUAUACUCUGUAAAUUUCUUCCAGUCCUCGGAGAAUCUCUGGUCACGUUGGUUACAGAUUCUUCAGGUUGCAGAUUCCGCUACCCCAGAAAUAGUACCUCGGGUUAAGAACUUUGCUUCAGGAUGAGAACAGAAAUCGUGCUCCGGCAGCGCGGUGGCAGCAGGAGGCCCCAUUAGCUAAAGUGGUGCUUCAGGUUAAGAACAGUUUCAGGUUAAGAACGAACCUCCAGAACGUACUAAGUUCUUAACCCAAGGUACCACUGUAUCUGAAGAGACUUUGCAACAUUUUGCUGCGCAAAAUACCAAUGUGUCAGGAGUGCGUGCAGGAGCCAGACCCUGUGACUAGUAGGACUUUGCAGGACUGGGGCCUUCCUAAGUUUGUUCUGAAGAGGCAAGGUGCGGCCGCACAGGUGAGGCCGAUUGGUAACUCGCAGCACCUGGUGGCAAGAGCCAGGAAGGGAUAUAAGGUCAGCAUUUCCCUUCGGCUCUUUGCCACAGCAACACAUUCCCUGCCUUGCUGCGUUUGGCUCCUUGACUCCUUGCUUCUUGAUCCUCGGACCCCUGACUUCAUGACUCCUUGCUUCUUGAUCCUCGGACUCUUGACUUUGUGACUCCCAGCUCUCUGCCACUUGGACUCUUGGCUUCCUCACUCCUGGCUUCUGGAUCCCCAUUCCUGCUCCCACCCCGCCAUCUUGUCCCCGGUCCCAACAUCCCCAGCCGGGACUUUGAUUGCCCGCGAACCGGACUGUGACACAAUGUGACACUGGUGACAUUCCCAGAUUACUGACUUAAUAUAUAAAGUACACCUGCCAUGCUCUUACCCAAUGGAACACAUGCUUGUGACACCACUAUUGUCUAUGAAGACUCUUGGCACUAUAUCCUGGUAAAACUGUCCUUCAUAAAUAAGUAUGUUUCAUGCCAGUGCUGGUGAUGCAAAAAGUAUAAAGGUGCAUGGUCUUCCUGCUCAAAGUAGGGUCAUUAUUAUUCUACUACACCAUAAUCACAAAAGGCAAGGACACUGUUGGGCCCACUUCUGGUGUAGCCCCCAGGAAAAGAAUGCCUGGAUUCAAUUUUUAGUCAUCUCUGUUUACAUAAAGACCCUGUACACCAGUGGAAUCAGGUUUGUUCCCUCGUGGAGAUUGAAGUGAAAUUAAAAUAAUAAAUUUGAAGUCCAAUGUGCUACAUUAAUGUAGUGCUGCAGUAUAAUAAAAAAGGAAAGCAGAACACAAUUUGCCAAAGCAGGGUGAGCUUGACUGUGUUCAAAUCUAGUGUAUUUUAUUAGCUUCUAUAUAUUAAAAACACAGAAAUAUUUAAGUGCACUUCUGCUCUGAAAAAAUGAAAGUAUGUCUGUGAAAGCAAUACCUUUUAACUUUGACUAAUAAGCUGCUCUCGUCUUUACUUGAGAAUCUUCAGGUUAAAUUCUUGUCUUUGGAGAUAAUUUUAGAUGAAUGACCCUUUUGAUAAGCUGGCUUUGGACUUUGGUGUGACAAAAAAUACAGGGUUUCAAAAUGGCAGGCCAUCAUUAGAGAAAUGACAGCAUUUCAUUAGACUCCAUUAAAAUUAAAAUGGUAGCAGCUUAAGAACAUUGGAGCUACCAUACUCAGUUAUAUAGCAUUCAUUGUUCAUACAUGUUAGCCUCUGCUUUUUAAUGUAGAUUAAGACUUGAUGCUUCAGAAGACACUUGUGAGAAGCAUGGUGAUUUUAGCCAGACGCAUUAUUGCAUGACAUCAUUCAGACCCUGCAUGCAUGAAGUUGUCUCCCAGGACCAUUUUAUAGGUACAUCUACCACCAUGUUGUAUUAAUGUCUUUUGAAUGUCGCAAGAUAAUGAAUGCAACAGUUUGGUGGUAUUUUUCUUUCACUGAUGGAGUUCCGAUGUGAUGGCAAGCCAUAAUCUAUGGCUCACAUGCCCAAGCCAAUUGCACUUGGUUUGCUCCAAGGAGAAGCUAGCAACUACCCCUGGGUUAGCGCUAUAUAUGAUUGCGGUUUAUUUUGAUCCUAAAAAACCAUGAUUAGUAGCCAAGGUUUCUUUUCUUGGCAUAUUGAUUAUGGCUUGUUGUAGUGAAACAACCCAUGAUCCCUGGUUUGGAUGCAACAGUAAGCACUUUGUUUCCUCUGUGCGCUAGUGGGAGGGAAAAAGCACACACAGUCUUGUUUACACUUAACUCUGGUUUGCGGUGCCAUGUGAAUUGGACCAGUGAUGAUUAUAGAUAUAAGUACACCUUUACACUAGUAAAAGAAGUGUGCAUUGUACUGAGCGAAAGGUUAUUAAGGAUUUGAAUCCCACAAACGUACCAUUGUGGCACUGCUGUCCUGUAAUAAUGGCACAGGAAAAGGCUGCUGAAAGGAUUAUCUUGGACCAGAUACAUGGUUCAUAUUUAGACACACACACCCCCCUUUCCUUUGGCCGUAUAAAUUUCUGAGGGCACAACAAACAUGUUGUAGUCUGAUUUUGUUUGUUCCCCUGCCUCCAGAAUUUAUUUGAGGGAAGGUUCCUCUGUAGUCAUAAUGCAUUGUGUCUCCCAUCUCUUUCCCUUCCAUCCCCAACCCCACAACAACUGGGCACUAGUCACUGAUGACUGAGCAUUAACUUCUACAAGAGGAUUGAGCACUUAGCAGUUACCCUACAGCAAACAUAACACUGGCCAUUUUUCUGCCUAUGUUACAUUGUGAGUAGAUAAAACUUGUUCAAUUGUUGGCAUCCACCUGUCUUGGGAGACAAUGGAGGAGUACACCUUCAAUGGCUGGAGGGUCACAGUGCCUGCUGUGGCUAUAGAGACCGAUACAGGAGAGGCAUGUUUUAUUGCAGCUAGGGCAGGUGAAGGUGUCUGGUUUUGUUGCUACAGGUGCACCAUGGCCUUUCUUCUCUCUGUGCUCCUCCCAGUAGUCUUCUGGUCACUGCUGUGGAUAUGCAGUGUAGCCUUUUUAACAGCUAUAGAUAUAGAGUUCUUCAAAACCCAGGAUGCCCAUGAUAUGAUGGGCUUUUCCUAUGGCUUCACAGGGAAUUACAGUCUUUUGAGAAACAAAAGUCCUAUCAAGUUUCCCACCACCACCAUGAUGUAUGCAUGAAAUAAUAUAGGAAGCUGUCUUCUACCAGAUCAGAACCCUUGGUUUACCAAGCUCAGUAUGCUAUAUGCUGAUGCAUAGAGGCUCCCCAAGGCAUCAGGCAGAGCUUUCUCCCAGGUCUGCUAUACAACAUCCUUUUAACCGGAAAUGCCACUGUUUUCUCAUAAAGUUGUCAUGAGCCCCUUGAUCCUGACCUGCUCAGGGCUGGGGUGGAAGUUGCUGAGGAGGAAGAGUAAGAGGAGGCGGCCAGUGGGAAACAGCCCAAGAGGGACAACCUUCCCUUGCUCUCACUGGCUCCCUAGAACAAAGAGUUCUCUAGCAAGAGGGGAGGUCAUAGACCAGGUGGACAGGAAGUUGGACGGCUAGAGGAGGAGGAACCCAAGGGGCUGAGCCCUCCACCCCUUUGCUGAGAACUCAGUGCUGCCUCUGCCACUGACAACAGACCCAAGCCCCUCGGAGAGACACACACACCUCAAAGUGCACCAGUCUCAUAGGGAGAAAGUCUUGCAAGUGAAUGCACCAUGCACGGCUGUCCCACCCAUGAGGCAAAGUGAGGCGACUGCUUUGGGUGGCCAGAUUCACAGGGGCAGCAGUUCCUGAUAUAGAUGUUUAUUCCUCCCCUAUUCCUGAUGUAGAUCUUUGUUCACCCUUUAUUUCCUGGCAGGGAGAGGGCACCAUUUUUUGGUUCGCCUCAGGUGCCAAAAUGUCUUGGGCUGGCCCUGGCACCAUGUCUCACUUUUAAAAGCUGGUGGGACAGGUGGGACUGUUUGUCAAGACAUCUUUGCAGCUUUCACCUGGUCUUGGACCCUUGUCACUGUUCUCAAACUCUCUAGCCUUGUCUCUGGAGAUCUGUGCCCAUAGCCUGACCUGUUGAAUAAAGCUUCUUUUCUUACUAAAAUAUAAGAGCCUCUGUCUUGCCUUUGGGAUGGGGCGAACAACAAAAUCAUGUGUUCUCUCACUGAAGUGUUACUCUACCAGAAUAACAGAUGUGGAACAAAGUCUUUUGACUUCUUCUUCUGGCUCAGAGGAUAAAAAGCUGGUGAUGCAACUAAAGAUUCACCCCAUAAACUCUCAACCCCACCUCCGUGGGUUCACUUAACAUGCCCCCCCAUGAGAACCGAAUGAGUGAAUGGAUUUUGAAAUGUUUUCUUCAUCAAGGGAAAUUUCUUAAAUUUCUUACUGAAAAAUACUCUUUGGGACUUCUCUUCCAGCUCACCUAAACAAAAGCAUUGGGAACCAAUUCACUUGCACAGCUGUCUUCUUUCUUUCUUUCUUUUUGGCUUUCUACAGCUGUUUUUGAUCCCCUCUAUUAUGUUUUCUGAUAUACCUGCAUUGUCUACAGUCUUGGCAGGGACAGCUGUUAGUGCAUAAACAUUUAUGGAUAUUACUGAACCAGCAGUAAGUCUGUUGUCCCCAUGUGCCCGUGCUAGGAUGUAUAUUAGACCCUAAAGGUUUGCUAGGUCAAAAUUAAUUAAGUUCUAGUUAGCUUCUCCACAGCUAGGAUCUGUAUUCCUGAUCCAGUAAGCUGCUCCUUCAGAACAUUGACUCUUGUUAUCUGACUACUAGGAUCAAAGGUUUUAGAAUGAAUAUUUUUGGCCUGUAUUUGAUGUCUGAUUCUUGUUUCAAAGAGCAGAAACUAGCCAGUGUAUAAAUAAAUAGUAAUAUAAAGUGGAAAACGAGGCAUUCUUGUUAUGAGCAGUUUUGGGAAACAUUUUAAGAAAAAAACAACCUGUCAUAAUGUAGCAGUUGCAGUAAGAUAAAUAUUGUAUUUAUAAUUUUAUAAAAUGUGCAGAAGCUACUGCCUUUCUGUAUAUGGCAAUAUACAAUAUGAUAAUUUGGUUUGGAAAUAUAUAUGCUAGUGGUUUUCAACUGGUGCCCUGGGGUGCCUUGGAUGAAGGCAGGCAUGGGUUGAUGGCUCCGUUGCUGCGUAAUAUGACUGUUGUUUCUGAAAAGGCCCCUGCUUGGUGCAAACUGCUGCCCAAACCACCCUCUGUCUUGCAAGGAGCUCUUGCGGCAUGGAAAAAUUAUUUAUUUAUUGCUUCCCUAUGACUGAUUUUUAAAAUUUAUGAUCCAGUGUAUGGUAAGAGUGAGCCCUGUGCAUCUUAGUCUGAGUAAAUAUAGGUAUAGGGCCAUGCUGGGAACUUUCCACAGGGGAGCCGCAGAAAGAAUGUAGUUGGUCAAGGGAGCCGUGGACUCAAAAUGGUUGAAAACCCUCAAAUAUGCACUUACAGAUUCUGUCUCUGUGUUCUUAUUUGCGAAGAGUGGCUGGGGCAUUUCAGUAAGAUGGGCAAGGUACAAAUAAUAAAAUUAUCAAUAAUAUUAUUCUCACUACCCACUGCACAGCAGAAAUUUGCCAAGCAAUAGACAAAUCACAAAAGUAACUCACAUGUCAAAGCUCAGCUGGUUAUAACAGAACCUUUUCGGUGGUGGCACCCAUCUUCUGAUAUUCCUUUCCUAGAGAAUUAAGAGUAGCCUCUCCUGCAUAUCUUCAGCUUCAGUUAGCUCUUUGGUCCAGCACAUUUGGUGAUGUUUGACAAAGAGACUGCUGAUUUGUAUACUUCUUUCCCCCCCUGCUAUUUUGAAGACUGUUUUUAAAAAAUGGUUUUAAACUUUUUUGUACAUUUUUUUGUUUAGAGCAUGCACUGGGUUGGAAAGGCAAACAAAGGUGUUCUGAAUAGAGCAAAUAGAUAAACGAAAGGCAAGGAAGGACUCCAUAGUGCUACGGUUGUGUAGCAUGAACAUUGUGGUGUGUGAAACAAUGCUAUUUGCCUGUGAACUGCUGCAGCUGGAAAUUCAUGCUGCAGAAGUUCUUCUUUGCCGACAUGCUUGCAGGAUGCUCUGCGAUGCUUCCCACUGGCCCCUUUAAUGUUUUACAUAAGGUAUUUCCAUUUGGUUGCAUUCUUUCACACUUGAUGUUCCUGCGACACUCGGUUGGAGUAAAAGGCAUUUGCAAUGUGUAAUGGUAACUGAAAGUUCAGUCAUAAUGUGGAUUAGUACAUGAGGAGCAUGAUUAAAUAUUGAAGCCAAGAAUGUAAUCCCUUGUCUCUUUUCUACAAAUAAAAUGGUCAUGUAUGUAUGGGGAAGAAUAAUCCAUCAACACUUUAAAUUACAAUGUCCCAUAGACUUGGCGCUGAGGCAGACAAUUCUACACAAUAUUUCUAGGUGUUAGAUUUUUCACUUGACAGGUAUCCAGUGAGGAAAUUCACAUAAAAUGUAACUUUGACUGUCUGACAGUUUUUCUGGAUGGGGGAAGGUGGGUAUUAUUUGUGGAUUGACCAUUAUGAAAAGACUUGUUGGCAAAUUGUUCCUGGACUCUACCACUUUAGACUGGGAGAGAGAAAUGGCAAGCUGUCUCUCCCUAUGAAAAAAGAAUUAUCCAUACAUCCAGAACUAGCAUACUGAAUAUAAGAGGGGAGGAGACCUCUCUCCCCCUACCUCCUCACGUGUGUGUGUGUGUGUGUGUGUGUGUGUGUCCCCAAAAAAUGUUUAGGAGUACUCUCAUUUUGACUCAAGAAAAUCACCAUUUUAUGGUUCAAAUCAGGAAAAAUACAGUAAAUGGACAAAAGUGCAAAGAUUCACAAAAUGGUUAGGGGUAUGCGUACCCCUGCAUCCCCCCAGAAAAAAGCACUGUGUACACACACACACACACACACACAUGCACACAUACACACUUGAUAAGGCCUGGCAUACCCAUGAGGCAGACCCCACCACCUCUGCUGCCAGUGGAGAAGUGGUGCCAGAAUCAGCACGGAUUUCCAGUAAGAACUUGUGAGAUUUCACAAAACACAUGAGCUCUCAUGAGAUUUCGGUAAGAGGAUCUUGCAGGAAAUUGGCACCCAAGCCGGCAUUGCUUCUCCACCAGCAAAAUGCCACCCCUAUACCUGGAGAUCAAAUACCAAGCAGUUAAUAUGUUAAGACUAUGGUGAGGAGGUCUAAAUAUCUAAGGUUUUGAGAUUUGGGUGGGGAAAGGGACCUGUGUAUUAAUUGCCACAAAACCCUGUUAGUUGUUGUGCAGGAGAUAUUUUAAAAUAUAGUCUUCAUGCAGACACAUGUUUAUCCAUUUAAAAGGCUGGGGACAGAAAAAAUGGGGGUGAAGCAGGGCGACUCAGAACUGAAUUGUGUGAGCGAAUCCUUAAGUGUGUUAAUAGAUUUGGGUAUCCACCAGAUCUGAUAUUUGAAUCAACCUAAUUCAAACCUAUUGAGGUCUUGCCUGAAGCCCUACUGUAAUGAAUUCAGAUUUUGAUAAUCUCAGUGCUAAGGAUAAACGAAGGAAUGUGCUCAAUUGAUUGAAUCAAUAAAACAUGUAUCUAGUACAUGUUCAAAGCAUUCUGUAUACAUUAUCUCAGCCACUGUAGUCAGCUAGUACUAUUUUGCCCAUUGUGCAAAUGGGUGACUGAGGCUGAAAGAAUAGUCCUUUGACUAAGGCUACCUAGGAAGCUUAUGGCUGAGGUCAAAGUUGACCUGGGGAGUUUAUAGUUCCCCCUUCCUAGUCACUGCACUACACAAGCUCUCUUUUGUUUACAGUGGUACCUUGGGUUACAUACGCUUCAGGUUACAGACGCUUCAGGUUACAUAUGCUUCAGGUUACAGGCUCCGCUAACCCAGAAAUCGUACCUUGGGUUAAGAACUUUGCUUCAGGAUGAGAACAGAAAUCGCGUGGUUGCAGCGGGAAGCCCCAUUAGCUAAAGUGGUACCUCAGGUUAAGAACAGUUUCUGGUUAAGAAUGGACCUCCAGAAUGAAUUAAGUUCUUAACCUGAGGUACCACUGUAUUUUUAGUGUUUUCAUUCUUUUUGAAAAAUAUUGUUCACAUAUGCAUUUUUAGCUAUGAUAAAUCAAAGACGCAUGAUAGAAUAUGAACUGCCUAUCGUUGCAUUUUUAAUAUUUUGUUGGGAGCCACCCAGAAUGGCUAGGGCAACUCAGACAGAUGGGCGGCAUAUAAAUAAUACAUUUAUUAUUAUUUAUUGUCAUAUGUUACACAAAAGGUAGCUAUUAAUUCAGGACAUUUAGGCUGCCAUCCUUUAAACCAUCGGUAGGCAAACUAAGGCUCGGGGGCUGGAUUUGGCCCAAUUGCCUUCUCAAUCUGGCCCAUGGAUGGUCCGGGAAUCAGUGUGUUUUUACAUGAGUAGAAUGUGUCCUUUUCUAUGUCCUUUAAAAUGCAUCUCUGGGUUAUUUGUGUGGCACAGGAAUUCAUUCAUUCCCGCCCCCCCCAAAUAUAGUCCAGCCCCCCACAAGGUCUGAGGGACAGUGGACCAGCCCGCUGCUGAAAAAGUUUGCUGACCCCUGCUUUAAACAUUUACUUGAGAAUAAGUUCCAUUGAACUUAAAGGGGCUUAACGUUUGAUCAGACAUGGAUAGGAUUGCACUGUUAGUCUACUCCUUAAGUUUUAUCAUAAUCAGAUUGUCAUGAUCAGCAUGAAACACCAUGGGUGAAUCUCAAAAGCAGUUUCUUCAUUGCAAAUCCUGUGUGUGUGGACUGUAUCAUUCCUAGAAAACAAACUACAAAUUUGGAAACAUCACAUGGUACAGCUUCUUCUGAAACUAAGACUACAGGUAAGGCAUUCAUGUUUGCAUGCUCCCAAGAUCAAAACCUAUUUGUCUGUGUAAAGGUAGCACAUCAGGGAGAAAUGCUUCCACCACUGGAGUUGCCACCGCCUAAGGGCAGGAAGGUCAUUUUAGGUUUGGGUGGGUGUAACAAGAAGUCUGUGGAAUACCUAGAAGUAGUGACUGAAGACAAGAGCCUUGCCCUAGUUUUUGUCUCUACGCACCUGUUUUUUAAAUGAAAAUGGGAACUCCAUUCAGCCGUCAUUUAUUUAUUUAUCAAAACUGAUAUUGAUAAGCUGAUUUUCAGUAAAUUUGUCUAAUCUUAUUAAAAUAAACUGGCAGGCACCACUAUAUAAAAUUCCAUCGCCUUAUUAGGUUUCAUGUGGAAAAUCACUUCCCAUUGUCUGUUUGAGCCAGUUGGUUUGAUUGGACUUUCCAUGUUCUUCUCUUAUAAGAGAUGAAAAAAAAUUCUCUCUCUUUCCAGUCUCUUCACACAGCUCAGUAUGUUGGGGCUACAAAAAAUAUAUAUGUGUGGUUGUUUGGUUUGCUUGUCAAACUAAAACAUUUGGGAACCCAGUGGGACCUGCAGUGGCAUUUCCUACAAAUUCUGCCACUGUGUGAAAUAAACAGAGAAAGCCCACGACCCCCCCAGGCAGCAGUGGGGGGCGGGGAAGCGAGACUAGAAGUGUGCUUCUUAAAGCCUUGCUGAAAAGUUUAUUUGAAAGCAGUAUGGCAAGGUGAGAUGGUUUGAUUUGAUUAGCAAGUCUAAAUGUAUUAGCAGUAAGACAGAAACUGUAUUACAAUUAGAGGUAAUUAGUUGCACUGAUUACUUCAGACCACAAUAUCGUUUGACAGAUGCUGAUCUGAGACAUGGUAUUAAAAUAACAGGGUACUUUACCCUCGUAAUGCAUCUUAGUUUAUUUCAUAUUUGGCUAGACUUUCCUCCCACCCACCUUGCCAUCAUUCACUUACAAAUUUUCAGUUACAGUAGCAGUGGGACCAGCUUUCGGGAAAUAGAGUCCCUCAUACCCUUUUUAAAACAGAGUAGCAGUCUCAGGAAGGGACAAUUUUGAGCAAAGAAGCAGUGGUGUGUCUGUGUGUGUGUGUGUGUGUGUGUGUGUGUGUGUGUGUGGAUGCUUAACCCUUUCCACACCUGCUAUUUUUCUGCUGCAGUGCCUGUCCCCAAGUUACUCUCACGGGGAUUUGAAUCACAUGAAAAACAGCUGUGGGGUGGGAAGUUGCAACAGAAAAUGUCAAGUGGGGAAAGAAUUAAGCAUCCGCAGAGCACCCACCUCAGGUGGCAGAAGCACAAGAAGUGGUACCCUGCCCAUCCCAUUGCGCCUGCCACCACCAGAACCUGCCUCACCCCAUUUCACUGGGGAGAGGGAGAUAUUGCAGCACACAGAAUUGCUGCUCUUCUUACCUGCCCAAAAGAUCUCACUGGGUUUGCUGAGAGGGGGCAUUCCGGCAGCGAUGGAGUGGGGGACAUUUUGCCUCAGGUGGCAAAAUGGGACGGGCUGCCUGUGAGCAACCCACCCUCUACUGAGGGACUGUUGCAUGCAUGUAUGUAAUGUAUAGGUGGUUCCAUAACAAAUGUGGUUUAGCAGACGUCCUGCCACAAUAUGUGAUUGUUCUAAUGUAGACCCUGUAGAGACUGAAGACACAAUCAGAAUGAAUGGAAGCUUUGCAAGAAUGCACAGCUUCCACUCAUUUUGCACCUCUUGCCCAGAAGAGGCUCCUGGAGGAUUGUCAGCCAAAUACUUUGGCUCUUCUAAACCAUUCUGCCACUGAUAUACCUGGCGUCACCUGCUCUGAUCCAAAGCACAUAGAACUGGAAGUUACCUGGAGCCUUUCUGUUGGCAGAUGAGGGGUGGGGAUUAGAUCCAUGGAGUGAAAAGGGAAUCUAUUUCCCGCAUCUGUACAGCACUUGACCUCCAUAAAAUGCUACAGGGCGUACCUUGGAUUAGUAGCAGGAACAUAUCCAGGGGAGCAGAAUUAACUGAAGUAAGAUCUUACAGUAAGUUGUAGUGGGAAAUAAUUACCCAUAGUGCAAAAAUGAACAGCCCACUGAAUAAAGCAGCUACUUCAUUCCUAAUAGUACAAAUAGUCAGAAUAAAAAUUUAAGCCAAUGCUAUUUUAGGACAUAAAAGCAGAAGAAAAUGGAAAGGAAGUUUUAAUAUACACUUGAUCCUAUGUAAAAACUGUUCAAAGUGCAGAUGUUCUAACUGUCAUAUCCUCCAACAUUUCACAGGAGUGAUAUCCUCCAACAUUUCACAACAUUUCAUAGCAGAUAUUUUUGUGUGUGCUUGUAAUAACCCCAGUGGUGCCAACAUUUUUGCAUAGCGUAAGAGAAAGGACGAUUUUCUAGGAGCUGAAUUCCAUUCCAGCUCUAGGAGCUGAAUCCCACCAUUCAGAAGAGGGUUGCUGUUCCAGUUUGCUGUCAUUCUUUGUAGGUAGUGCUUAAUUUAGACAUAGUGUACUUUCAAAAAGCUUUUGACAAAGUACCUCACCAAAGACUCCUAUAUAUGCUAAGCAGUCAAGGAAUAAGAGGAGAGGUCCUCUCAUGGAUCAGGAAUUGGUUAGGUUGCCGGAAGCAAAAAGUAGGUAUAAAUGGACAGUUUUCUGAAUAGAGAGAAAUGGAAAGUGGAGUCCCCCAAGGAGUGGUAUUGGGACCUGUGCUUUUUAACUUGUUCAUAGAGAUAGGAGUGAGCAGUGAGCCAGGUUUGCUGAUGACACUCAGUUGUUGAGGGUUGUUAAAACAAAGUAGAGAAUGUGAAGAGCUCCAAAAGGACUUUUCCAGACUGAGUGAAAGGGAAGUAAAUUCCAAGUGCAAUUCAGUGUAAACAAGUGAAAGUGAUGCAUGUUGGAGCAAAAAAUAUUAUUUUCAUGUACACACUCAUAGGGUCUGAAAUGGAGGUGAUGGACCAGGAGCGAGACUCUGGGGUCAUGAGUAGAUUACUCAAUGAAGAUGUCGACCCAGUGUGUGGUGACUGUGAAAGAGGCGAAUUCUAUGCUAGGGAUCAUUAAGAAAAUUAAUGAAAAUAAAACUUCCAAUAACAUAAUGCUGUAUGGUGCUUCCAUACUUGGAGUACUGUGCUCAGUUCUGGUCACCUCAACACAAAAAGGAUAUUGUAGAUAUUGUAUAGUUGGGAAAAUGAUAAAGGGGCGCGAGCGACUCCCCUAUGAAGAAAGUUUUCAGCAUUUAGGACUAUAGUAGUUAGUUUAAAGAAAAAACAAGCAGGAGGUGACACGAUAGAAGACAUGAUAUGCUUUAUAAAAUUAUGCAAGGCAUGGAGAAAGUGGAUGGAGGAAAGGUUUUCUCCCUCUCUCAUAACACCGAAACUCAUGGACUUCCAAUGGAGGAAGAUUUGGAACAGAUAAAAGAAAGUCCUUUUUCAUGCAGCGAAGAGUCAAACUUUUGGAACUUCCUCUCGCAGGCGGCAGCUUCGUUGCUCAUAACAUCUUGUAAGUAAUUCACCAGGGCUAUGGAUUCUCUCUGAAGAGAGAAAAAGAGAGAAACCGUGUAGGGUGGCAAUCAUUUUAAGAGAGAUCCACUAUUAGAUAUCCAGUGAUUUGUCAGGCACAUGUAUAAGAAAAUCAGGGUUGUUGCUGUUAAAUGGAGGCAGCUGGAGCUAUGAAAUGCCCAUUCUUUCAAAAAGUCACUUCUCAUAUUGGAGAUAACAAUAUUUAAUUUUUCCAACCUAUGUUGCCUUCUGGCAAUCAUUAGGGUUGCUGUAGAGCAAAUCUAUUGAUGACUUUGUAUCUUCCUGAUAUAUUAAACCCUGGGUACAUUUCUCAUGCCACACUCAUAGUCUUCCAUUUCUAAAGGGUGAAUCCCUUUUGGUUUUAACUCUGAACUAUAAACACAUUAAGGGUUUGGGAAGAGAGAGAAAAAUGUAUUUGAAAAUCAUACUAUUCUUCAAGAAUAAAACAAUUUUGUCUAUCUGUGUUCGGUUUGUGAAAAAUAAUCUUAUUACCAGCCUUUCAGAAUAAACUGAAUUGAUGUGCAUUAAUAUAGACCUGUCUGGUGUCUGAACUGUCUAGAGAUAGAUAUGCUGAAUGCUUGAAUUAUACAAGUCAGACACGUUUGGAGGUUUCUUCAAAAUGUACAGUGCAUGACUUGACAUACAUAUUUCAUUUAUUUGUACAUAAAUUAUGCAGAGUUUCUUAAAAAUUGUAAUGAACAAUGAUGAUGAAGUUGGAAUUCUGAACAUUCAGAAGUAGGUCCCAUUUAGAUCCAAACAAACAAAUUUGGGAUCAUGGGUUGAUUUCAUUAAGGGCAGAUGGUCUAGGGAGGCCAUGAGCUUCCCGUUUUAAUUUGAUUUGCACCAAGAAUAAAAAAAGGAUUUAUUUUUUUACCCUUCGUUGUUGAGUGGAAUUUGAAUGAAACUUGCCCAACAGUUCAUUGGCAGGGGGAGAGAUUUCUCCAAAAUUUUCAGUAGGGAGUUUCAUUGUACCUUAUUUAAAUUUAGGAGAUGGUUAAGGGUUUUCUGUCCCCCCCAAAUUUGCUUAUUUAACUUUUUUAAGCCUCCUGCACCACUUACAGUGCUGCAAAGCUCUCUCUGCACCUUCCUACCCAUCACACUUUCUCAAAUGACGUGAGAGUGAUGCCAUGUCACAUUGCAUUGUCUCACUUCCCAAGUCAUUAUAGGAAGUGCAGACCAUGAGAAGCAGUGCAAAACUUUCUCCACCACUUACUGCCAGCCUCACUUCCUAAUGGGACCCAGUAAGGCAGGACUGUCCAUUAUGGGGCCUGUUAGAUGUUGCUGGACUAAAGCUCUCACCAUCCCUGACUGCUGGUCAUGCUGGAUUGAUAAAAAAUAAAAUUAACAUCCUAAGUUCAGGAGGCAGAAAAGAGCCUCCAGAAGUAUGUAAUUGUGCAGAGGGUGGUGCGUGCUGCAAGAGGUCCACAUGUGUGCAGUAGUGUUCCUGUUUUCAUCUGUGAAGUGUUGCAUAGCUGUCAACUUACAGAUUUGAAAAUAAGGGACCAGCAGCCUUGAAAAUAAGGGACCAGCAGCCUUGAAAAUAAGGGACCAGCAGCCAAAAUAAGGGACCAGCAGCCAAAAUAAGGGACCUGCAGCCUCACCUGUUCCAGGCACUCCAGUCUUCCUGUCCUCCUGCAGUCUGGUCAAACUCAUGCUGGUAGCUUCGAGAACACUGUCCAACCAACUUUGCAACCAGAGGUUCAACUGAAUAGAAUCUGAAUCACAUGCACCAGAAGGCUUAUGCAGCCUCAACUUAAAAUGGCUCCCCGGCCUGGCUUUGCACUGCAAAGUUUGCAGCAGCACGUGCAACAAAAUGGUGCCCAGCAUUCAAAAACCCCAUCAGCUUGCAUUAACUAGCCACACACAAGAAGUGCAAGCUCCACCCCCCAGUCGUUCUUAGACUUCUUAUUGGGUGAGCAACGCAGCCAAGCAACACAGUUGGAGCCUCCCUACUCCCUGGCCGGCAGGGAGGGAGGGAGAGGAGCUGCUUCCUUUGAAAUUUAAGGGACAUCAUUUAAGGGACAUUUAAGGGACAUCUAUCAAUAAGGGACAGCAGCGGGACAUGGCGCUGGAAUAAGGGACUGUCCCUUCAAAUAAGGGACACUUGACAGCAAUGAAGUGUUGGAUGGUUUACAGCAGAAGUGGGGAACCUGUAGCACUCCAGAUGCUGUAAGACUCCAGUCGCAUAGUCAGUAGUCAGGGAUGAUGGAAGUUGUAGCCCAGCCAAACCCCUGGUUCAGAGUUUUCUCUUUAGAACAACUUUCCCACCUACCAAUCUCUCAGUAUCCUUUCUGCCAGUCAUUAUUGUAUCAAGGGACCUUCCGAGGGUGUUGACCAACUAUUUAUUGUGUGCGGCUGUUGUAGUUGUUUCGGCAUUUCAUUUUACAUUGCAACAGUCUUGGUUUUAUUGCUUUUGUUUUUAUUUUCCACCUCAUGUGCUGGUGCUCAUACAGUAACGAGCUAUUUAGUAGAUCUUGUGUAUUCCAAGGUCCCCUGGAAAAUGCAGUGCAACUCUGUGUUCAGAAGCAACACUUUGUACCCUCUUGAGAGGUUGUUUGCUGGUGAAGGCUGAGCUCCCAAUCAGGGAUGGAUGGCAGGUUUUCCCUCACUGCAACAGUGUCCCCAAAAGCAACACUGUUUUCUCUGAUAGAAUUAAUAGCAGUCGCUCACUUAGAAGCAAAGGAGGGUGUUCAAAGAACAUCAUUUGGAUAGGGGCUUUACAUAGUUGCACUAUCUGGUUGAUCUCAGAUAGCAACAGCUCUAUCCCAUCAUCUGAUUACCGUAUUUUUCUCUCUAUAACACUCACAUUUUUUCUCCUAAAAAGUAAGGGGAAAUUGUCUGUGCGUGUUAUUGAGUGAAUGUGUGGUCCCUGGAGCCAACUGGCAACCAGACUGGCAACGAUCCACAUGGAUCCUCAGGAUCUUUGCAUUGGGUCACCCCAAAUUCACCAACAGAUCACAUAGCAUGUCCAUGGCUACAGCCUGCACCAAAUAAAUCGCGCACCCACUGUUGCCUGGGGCCACAAUGGUGCAAAAACGUGGUUAUAAAGCACAGAUCCACAUGGAUUCUCAGGAUUUUUGCAUUGGGCUACCACAAACUCACUGUCAAAUCACAUGUCUGUGGCCACAGCAUGAAGCACAAAAAUGAUACAUCCACUGUUUCAUUCAGAAUUUUUUUUUCUUGUUUUCCUCCUCUAAAAACUAUGUGCGUGUUAUGGUCAGGUGCGUGUUAUAGAGCGAAAAAUACGGUAGCUUCCUACCAUUUUUUAAUGGUACCAUUUCCUACCAUUUUAUGCUUCUUUUUUGGUCACAAAUGCCAUAGGUGUUUACACACACACACACACACACACACACACACACUAGCAUCCAUGCAAGCACGCAAGAGGCAUUAUUACAGUUCAGUGAAGCAUAAAGCACGUGAGAAGAAUAUGGAGCAGAACCGACGAAUGUUGUGACUUGGGAAGAGUAUGUGGAUUGGGGACAGUCCUGAGGGCCAGAUAGAAAAGUUUGGAGGUCCACAUUCAAUCCACAGGCUUGGGGUUCCUACUGCUGCACUAGAACAUGGUGUAAUUUUGAGAGCUGGCAUUGGUAUACAUUUAUAUUAAUAUAUGUUCAUUAUCAAAAUCUGUUUCCCUUAUCACAUGCAAAUUAUAUUCUCAUUCUUAUGAUUAAGGAAAGUUGUAUCUCGUAGAGUUAGCUCUCUCUGUUUUACUGGUCUCUGAUAGAGUUUGACUGACAUAAACCAUUCUGUGCUGGAGCACCGUGAGUGCUGUUGCAUUAGAAGGAAAAGUCAUCCUCUGAUAGAACCAGAUGCAAUAUGAAACAUGAAUAUGUCAGUUAAUUGGGUUCAUGCCUUGGAAUAAGACAGAAUACACCAUCUAGCUUUACUGGGUAUUCGUACAAGUAGAAGACUAGGUAUAUUAAAUCUCUUGGAGCAAAAAGUGUGGUUUUGCGGUACCUGAAAUGUAAGAGUGUUACUUGGGAAUAAUCCCCAUUAAACUCAGUGGGUUUAUAUGUAUGCCAUUGGAUUACUUAGAAAACUGCUUUAUACAGAGUUAGAGCUCUGAUCUAUCUACCCCAGUAUUGUCUACAUACACCAGAAAUGCAGGCUUUCUCAGCUUUACCUGGGGACUGAUCUUGGGAUGUUUUACAUUCAAAGCAUGCAUUUCCUGCAUGGCAAAGGUUUCAUGGGAAAGGGGGAAUUAAUUUGAAGAAGAAAGUGGGUCCAGUGUUUACGGCAGGACCACAAAAUUUAUGGAAAUUGCUUUGGCAUCUGACAUAGACCCAGUGGUGCCUUUAUUACAAGGCUACCAUGUUUAGUGGAAUCCCCAGUUGCAUUAACUGAUUAAAACAUUCUGAUCAACUAAAAAGAUGCCCCCAAUUUAUUGGUCAACAGGCUUUGAACAAAAAAAUUGAACAAAAAACAAUGUAAAGUGGCCAGCCCUGCCAUUAGGCAGAGAGAGGUAGCUGCCUCAGGUAGCAGAUGCUGAGGGGCUGGUAGUCAUGGGAGGACAGGCAGUGUGAGCUGUGCAGCCUGCCAUGAGUCCCCAUAGCUGGUCUGCAAUUUUCAGGUAUGGUGAAGGACACUAUCCCAGUCUACUCUGCUAAGUUUUUGUAUUUGCAGUUGGGGGCAGGUAACUUGUCUUUCACCUCAGGCAGUGAAGUAUCUUGUGCUUCAGGCAAGUGCUUAUAAAAACUGUAUUUUUACUUCAAUUAGUAUCUUAAAAAUAGAUGCUUCUAGUUGUAUGAGAGAGAACAGGGAAUGCCUCUUUGAUGUUGCCUAUAGCAACACAUACAUGCUUUAUCUGGAAUGAAAAUACAUUCCCCACCCCCCCUUUAGAAACAUUGUUUUCCUCAUAUUGCCAAUGUAUGCAGAUUCAGUUGCUUGCCUGAUUGACUAAACCUUAUACUGUUAUUUGGCUAUGAUUUCACUAAUUACGCAGCCUUAUGUAUUCUUCCUUUUCAUGAACUAUUUAAGAGAGGUGGAAACCUAAAGAGAAUCCAUCUCCUUUAAAAGUUACAUGAGAAUCAUCUGUGAGCAGCUGGAAUUUUAAUAGUUUGGGACUACAGGGAUGAAGUAACUUACCAUGAUCUUCCGAGUCUCCACUCAGUGCUAUCUGACCUGGCUCUCUGCUCCCUCUUCCUCAGGGCUACCAGGAUUGAAGUUUGUGCAAUGCACACAAAGGUUCUGGGUAAAGACAAAAGGCUGUUCAGAUGAACACCUAGAGAAUCCCUAUGUCAACCUUCCCUAACCUGACAUCCUCCAGAUGUUUUGGAGUAAAGCUCCCAUCAGCUCCAGCAGGGAGUCAUAGCCCAACACAUUUGUAGGGUCAAACUUGGGAGAGGCUGUCUUGCAUUCUUACACGCAUAGGCCCCUUUCACACGUAUACCAAAACAUAGCCUCUUGGCAGACAUGGCCAAUAGGUACAGGGGUGCCAAAGGGACAAGGCCGGUGGGCACAGUCUUGUUCCUGCCCUCAGCAUGUGAGGGAUUUAUCUGAACAGAGCCAAACUGGCAUUCUGUAGUGUGCUGGGAGUCAUUUGAACACACAUCCACUGUGAGGAAGAAGAAGAAGAAGAAGAAGAAGAAGAAGAAGAAGAAGAAGAAGAAGAAGAAUAGAUAUGCUGCCCAUCUGACUUGGUUGCCCCAGCCACUCUGGGUGGCCUCCAGUAAAUUAAAACACCAAACACAGUAAGAUAUCAAACAUUAAAAACUUCCCUAUAUAGGCCUGCUUUCAGAUAACUUCUAAUAGUCAGCUUUUUAUCUCGACAUCUGAUAGGAGAGGGUUUCCACAGGGAGGGCACCACUGCCGAGAAGGCCCUCUGCCUGGUUUCCUGUAACCUCACUUCUCGCAGUAAGGAAACCACCAGAAGGCCCUCAGAGGUGGACCUCAGUGUCCAGGCUGAAUGACGGGAGUUGAUGCUCUUUUAGGUAUGCUGGGCCGAGGCCAUUUUGGGCUAUAAAGGUCAGCACCAACACUUUGAAUUGUGCUCAGAAACGUACUGGGAGCCAAUGUAGAUCUUUUAGGACAGGUGUUCUCUGGUCUCAGUGGCCACUCCCAGUCACCAGUCUGGCUGCCGCAUUCUGGAUUGGUUGUAGUUUCCAAGUCACCUUCAUAGGUAGCCCCACAUAGAGUGCAUUGCAAUAGUCCAAGCGGGAGAUAACCAGAGCAUGCACCACUCUGGCAAGACAGUGUGCAGGCAGGAAGGACUCAGCUGGCAUACCAGAUGGAGCUGGUAGGCAGCUGCCCCAAAAACAGAAUCAACCUGGGCCUCCAUGGACAGUUAUGAGUACAAAAUGACUCCCAGGCUGCACGCCUGGUUCUUUAGGGGCACACUUAUUCCAUCCAGCAGCAGGGAGUCCCCCACACCUGCCCGCCCCCUGUCCCCCAAAAACAGUACUUCUGUCUUGUCAGGAUUCAACCUCAAACUGUUGACUGCAAUCUACUCCCCAAACGCAUCCAGUCACCCACACAGGAUGUUCACCACCAUCACUGGUUUUGUUUUGAAUGAAAGGUAGAGCUAUCAUCCGCAUAUUGGUGAAAACCUAGCCCAACCCCCUGGUGACCUCUUGCAGCAGUUAAGAAGCAUGAGAGAGAGGACAGAGCCCUGAGGCACCCAACAAGUGAGUGCCCAGGGGUCCAAACAAUCAACCCCCACUACUUUCUGGACACAACCCAGGGGGAAGGAUCUGGACCACUGCAUAACAAUGCCCCCAACUCCCAGCUUCUCUAGAUGGUCCAAAGGAUACCAUGGUUGAUGGCAUCAAAAACCACUGAGAGAUCAAGCAGGACCAGGAAACAGCUUUCACCUCUGUCCCUAGCCCACCAAAGAUCAUCGACCAGUGCGACCAGGGUGGUUUCAAUCCCAUGAUGGGGCCUGAAUCCCGAUUGGAAGGGAUCCAAAUGGUCCACAUCCUCCAGGUGUGUCUGAAGUUGUUCCGCAACCACCUGCUCAGUCACCUUGCCCAGGAACGGAAUAUUUGAGAAUGGACAAUAAUUGGCCAUAGUGGCCGGGUCCAAAUAUGUUUUUUUAAGAAUUGGGUUAAUAACUGCCUCUUUAAGGGGUUCCAGGCAAACCAGAUAUCAUACUUGGAAUGUGUAUGUAUCUUAAGUCAAUUUAGAAGCUGCUAUCUGAAUACUUCUGAGCAUGGCCAAACAUUUAUCUUGCACGCUGAAGAAACAUGCCAGUCUUUUUUUUUCUUGUCAGCAUUAUGCAAAUCCCCAGCAUUGACAUUAAUGCCAUUUUGGUUUUUAUAGCAUGGUGACAGCAACAGCCUGCAAUAUUAAAUACAAAUAUAUGUACGCAGUUACAGUAGUGAUUACUGUAGAUGCUCAGCUAGUCAUAAUAUUUGUGCAUGGAGUGAUAAGGCACUCUGAAUGAUAAUAGCACUAGUAGGCACUAGUUAAAGAGGCAGUAAUCCUGUGUCAUUGUUGAGUUCUGCACCUCUGGUUGUACUCCUGUUAUUUGUUUGUCUUGUGUGUAUAACAUUUUGUAAGGUGAAGUAGGGUCUGACUGGCUGUGGAAGGUAGAAACCAAGACAGUGUUGCAGAUUAACUUUACUACCCUUAUUGUGUAAUCUUUAAAUUUGGCACAUUUUACAAAACCUUAUUGACAUUUUGUCAUGAAAAAAGGAAAAUAUAUUAUCCACUUCAACAUGUCAACUGAAAAUAGCUGCACCUGUUCUACAAAAGGUGAAAGGCUGGACUUAUUUGUUAGCAGUGGUGGAGUUGGAGCUAUCUGAGGUCUCUACUGGACCCCCUCCCCCAAGUCAGGUUGGAAGGAAGCACCUCAUGUAGGCAGGGGCAGUGGUUUGGUUACUCCCCAUUCCAGCAUCACCACAUCAUUGGAGCAAUGGAAAGUAACCACAUUUCUGCCCUCGGCCAUUCAAUCUCAUUUCCAGCUUUUCUUUAUUCAGUUGCAGCAUAUUAACACUAACACUGCACUGUAGAAGAAAGUAAGGGGCAGAUGUGACUCAUAAACCUGGAAAGGUAGGGCAUCUAGGAGAAGGAAAACUCUGACCCUAAACCUCCACUGCCUUGUGGCUUUGCUCAUCCGUGAGGAAGGCUUCUGGAGUAAACCCCAAGGAAAAAUCCAUAUCCACUGCCUUGUGGAACAUCUUUGGGAGAAGUAAAUCCUGCACAAAUCCAGAGUGGAAUCCCUAAGACUGGCAUCUUGUAAACCUCCUUCUGGCAAGUCCUGCGGCCAAGCUGGUGCCAAAUGUCUUCCUCUGCUUUCCUUUGGACCACAUCAGCGAGACCAAGAAGGGGGGUCUUGUCAUUGGGGCAGCCCAGGGCCUCCAGACACGCUGCCCAGGCCUGUGCCCCAAGGAGGUCACUUUGGUGCUGCAAAUGCAGCAAAAACACUGCGGGAGGCAGCAGUUAUGAGUUACCAGUCUCUGUAGCCACAGUGGGUGCUGCGAUUUUCCAGUGAUUUGAAUUUGCCCCCAGAGGCACACUCCAUUGUGUCUGAGGCAGAUGGAUGUCAACAAAUUAGCACUACUCAUUACCAAUAGAAUAAGUACAUAGAAUAAGAAACAAGUUAAUGCGACAUCAGAAUAAAAUCAACAACGAAUAAAACAGUAGUGUUAAAGGUCUAUAAAGGAUUAAAACUGGUUUUUAAAAACUGGAUAUCUUGGAAAAAUAGCAAGGUAUUCAGGUGGUGCUGAGAAUACCCCAAUACAGGCACUGGGCAACCUCUCUAGGGAAGGCAAUCUGGCACAGGGGCACUGUAAUAGCAACCUGUCUUAUCUCAUUUGCCGACAGCACCCAGAGAAGAGCCUCUGCAGAUGAUCUUCGGGUUCAGGCAUAUGUGUGGAGACAAUCUUUCAUGUUCCCUAGCUCUAAGUCACUUAGGGUUUUCAAGGUUGAGCUGAACUCCAAUACAGAUGCCAAAUCAGUGGUGUACCAUAAGUGUACUGGGCAUCCUUGCUAAAAAGAAAUAAAUCACGUUGUCCUAUUCUGGACUAAUUUAACGUUUCUGGGCCAUUUUUAAAGACAGCCCCGCAUGUAACACAUUACACCAAUUUUUAUUUUCAAAGGUAGCCCUGGCAUCUAAAACAUUGCAGUAAUCUAAACGAAAGGUUGUGAGAGCAUGAAUAAUUGUAGCAAGGCUAUCUCUGUCUAGAGAGGGUCAUAGCUAGUAUUUUGGCCUAAGCUGACCAAAGGUGCCCCGAGCCAGCAAAGCUGACUGGGCCUCCAAUGACAGCACUACACCCAAGAGCACACCCAAACGACGAGCCUGAUAUUUAAGUGGAAUACAGCCCCCAAUGAAACUAUUCCUCUCCCACUAACAGUGUUUCCAUCUUGUCUGGAGUGAGACAUCCUGAUCUUUAUCCGGUCCUUUACCGCACCCAGGGACUGAUUCAGAACACUCACUACUUCACCUGGCUUGAAUGAAAAGCACAGUGCUGGAUGUCACCCCCAUUUUGAUGGAACCUCAGUCUCCACCUUCGGAGUCUCCAUCUCCCAGUGCUUUCAUGGAAUUGUCUGACUGCAUGGGGAAUAAAUUAAGAGUUCCGUAGAUCCCUGCAGCAUAACUGGCAAAGGGUAGAGCAAUAAUCCACCACUGCCACAUUCUGAAAUUAGCCAUUCAAACAUUGCACCACGGAACCUUCAGGGUGACAAAAGCAGUGUGACAGCCAACUGCACCACAGUCGACUCCAUGGCCCUGCUGGUAACAUAAGACCAGGGCAUCAUGGUGGGUAGGCAAGCUUUGGUGCAAACAAGCUGCUUCUGUGCAUCUAGAUAGCUGGCAAACUCUAGUAAAAACUUUGGGAGAUGUGAAUUAAUCCUGUACUUACUUUAUGUAGCAGUAAGUCCCACUAUUUUCAGUUAUGCAUACUCUGAGGGAUUGCAGCCUUAAUCAUGCACAACUCUCAACCACAUGGAAAUAACACACUUUUAAGUUGAUAGGGUUGCCAUAUGUGUCCGGAAUAUUACAGUCAGCAGCAGUGUCUGGGCAGAAAUUAGAAAAAAAAAAUGUUUUGGAAAAUCUGGACGUAUGGCAGCCCAUGGAAGCAGUGCCGUUUCUGCCGUUUCCCCAUCAAAAUAGCACCAAAACAUGGUGUGUGUGUGUGUGUGUGUGUGUGUUUGGUCAAUUUUGCCCAAAAAUCUCACAAAAACUCUCAACAACUUUUUCCACUGUUUGAAAUAUUGCAACCCUAAAGUUGAGAUAACACAGUCCUGUUUAUUGUUUAGCACGUCUCUGCAAAUCUAAUCCCCUAAUACAGUCAUACCUCUUGUUAUGUUUGCUUCAGGUUAAAUCUUUUCAGGUUGCGUCCCGCGGCUACCCGGAAGACCAGAAAGGGUUACUUCCGGGUUUCGCCGCUCACGCAGAUGCUCAGAAUGACGUCAUGUGUUCUGCUCAUGUUGCGAAUGGGGCUCUGGAACGGAUCCCGUUCACAACCAGAGGUACCACUGUACUGCUGUUUUUCACAAUUUCAUAUCUCAGAAUGCUAACUCAUACAUUCCAUUGAAAUCCACAUGAUUUUCUAUUUCUAAAGAGGGGAAUUGGGGCAGAGGUCCUAUCUAGAAUGUUCCUAGUUAUUAUCUUGAAUUUAAACUUUUACUUCUGUUGGGCAACAGAAAACAUAUAUAAGAAUUUGGAAAAAUAACUUUCAGAGUAUGUUUUAUUUUAAUCACACAAUUAAAUAGAAUAGAGGAGGCUUUCAAGCACCUCAGUUUUUAUAUCACAUGCUUGUUUAGGUCACCUUAAUGGUCACUGGGGAGAUACAGUUUGAUAAAAUAUGUUAAAUACUUCAUAUCAUCUGUGAGGGUUAUGGGUUAGAAUUCCACCUCUGGGUUCACUAUGUGGCUGCAACAUCAAGUGACGACUGCAAAUGUGAAAAAGCCACCACAGAACUAAUAUCACAGAGAGGAGAACUUUUAUAACACCCAACAUCAGUUCACAUCUUCUGCUGCUGGUCACCAAAUGCUGAACAAAAAAAUGAUGAGGAAAUAAGUGUUAAUUUGAAUGUCUGAAUGAGCCUUUGAACCCAUGGAUUUAAACAAGAUUUAAGUACCACCUACCUUCCUUCCCCAACCCCAAGGGAUUAUGCCAGGUGCUUGCAAAGCUGUUAGAUUUGGUUCCAAAGCCAUAAAGCUGGUCUUUCUUCUUCUUUUGUGAUCACUCGUAGCUGAGUAAGAUUGUCUUCCAUGAACACGGUCUUAACAGUGAGUCUAUAAGUGACUAUGGAGGCCAGUUCUGGAUCCAUACAUCCUUCCACAGUAAAUAAUAGGUACUUGACCCAGUGUACACACCAGACCCAAUACACACCAGAGAUUGUAUCAUAUGGUGAGAAAAUAAAUAUUGCAGUUAUUAAAUAUGGGUAGAGGGAGAGGGUCUGAAAUGUGGAUUCCCGUUAACUUUGUUAAUGGAUUUUAGUUUGGAUCCUUCAUUUUUUAAAAAGCAGACAUCAUUUCUGUGAGUUAAUAUUUCAACAUAACGUUUGUUUCCUGAAUAUUUGAUAGCAGCUCUGCCACCAGACACCUCUUUUAGCAGGUGUCAUGACAGCACCUCCUGAGAAGGGAACACUAAGAGCUGGGCUCAUUGGUGAUACAAGUGCAGAGUGUACUUUGUCCUUCGGUCCUUAUUUGAAUUCUAAAAGGACAUCCGUGCCAACUGAAAAGCAAAGGCAGCAGCCCUGAACCCCUCCCUCCUCUUUUCAAGUGCAGCCAGCUCUGAAAUAUAAUUCAUAUGAUCACUUUAGGGUCAUUGUACCAAGUCCCUAAAGACCAACUGCAUCGUCAUGUAGAAUUGGUCAGAGAAAUACGUGCGGUACAUUUUCUCCUCCUGUAAAGGAACUGGGAACAACUAUUUCCAGUGUGAUGAAUAAACAUGAUGGGACUGUCCUUCAUAAAAGAACUCAUGUGAACUCUUUGAUCAUGUGAACUCAUUGCUGCUGAGAUUUUGAGUAUUUUUUCCACAUCUUUUUUGAAACACAUGCAUACUGGUCACCAGUAGCCGGUCAUAACAUUGUCAGUGACUUAAUAUUACCUCUUUUGUAGGAUUCAGUAAUUUGUUGCAUGAAGGCUGCAGUUAGCAAAUUGGGAAUAGUUAAUAGGCUUGAAAAGGUGGAGGGAAUGCCUUUUGAAAUAACUAUCUAUUUCUAUCUUAUUCUAUCUUUUUGCUGCCUUUUUUCAGCAGUGCUACGUAACUCUUGUCAGUAAGACAGCUAUUUAUUUGGAGGUGUUGCGUGCUCAAGGGACAGGAGGUGGCACCAGACAGAUCCCCCCCCACAAGUUCUUUAAUCUUAUGAAAUGUGGUAUGAAACGUAUUCUUAUGAAAUAUGAGGAUUUUUACCCAACGGUGAAUUAAACCCUGGCUCUAAGUCAUACUAUCUGUUUUCUGAUUGGAUAAACAGUAUAUAUACAUAAUAUAUGGAAGUGUCUGCCAAACAAAAAGUGAGUAAGAGUGAGAAAGAGCUAUCUUAGAUAUUCUCCACUUUCUGUUUUCUAAGAGAAAUUAACAGUUUCUUUGGAGUGAUUUCUCCCCUGCAAUAAUGAACUUUUUCAAAUAUUUGUCAUCUCUAUCCACACACCCCUCCCUGCAAUUGCUGAUGCUUUGCACAGUUCUUUCCUUCCGGCUCAUGUUUCUUUGCCCUUUGAAGAUUAGUCUUAUAGGUGAUCUCACCCAAAAGGAGCUAUGCAGUGAAUGGGAUGCUAUGUUUGCAUUAUGUGGCCAGAUCUGUCACUGUGGCAAUUAUGAGCAAUACCAAAUGCGGCCCAUCUAGGUGAAUAAGUUAAUGUUUUUGCAAGGAGUGCCAUAAAAUCACCAACAACAGGAGGUAUUUUUCACACUAUCGAAAAUGUUUGGAAGAAGAAGAAGAAGAGGAGUUUGGAUUUGAUAUCCCGCCUUUCACUCCCCUUCAGGAGUCUCAAAGCGGCUCACAUUCUCCUUUCCCUUCCUCCCCCACAACAAACACUCUGUGAGGUGAGUGGGGCUGAGAGACUUCAGAGAAGUGUGACUGGCCCAAGGUCACCCAGCAGCUGCAUGUGGAGGAGCGGGGAAUCAAACCCGGUUCCCCAGAUUACGAGACUACCGCUCUUAACCACUACACCACACUGGUGUAACCAGUAAGUAGUUUGGACUUCUUUCCACCAAAAAUGCAACCCCCAAAGUGCCUUUGUUUCCUUUCCUCUUUCCUUUCCUUACCUUUCACCCUUUAGAGACACAUCAUGGAGCAAAUACAGUACAUCCCUUUUUGCUUGGCUGUGUAUGAAUUCUAGUAAGUAACUUUUGGUCAGGAGAGGAAUGAAUUACUCUGCCCACUGAUGCUCUAUGUUAGGUUUGGAAGCAAUGGCCAGAGCUUAUUUCCCUGCUAUUUGAUUAUGUCCUCUUUACAAUCAAUUCUGAAUAAGUGUCUCUUUAAAGCAUAUAAUUUGGUGAGGAUGCUGAGAAUUCUGCUAGAGAUCCCCACAGGCUUCAGAGAAGGGAGAACAUAAAAGGGACACCAGUGAGGUCAGGGAUAAAUCUACUUCGUACACUAUAGUGACUCCAGCCGUUAGGUCCAGCCUGUCUGUAUUGUCCAGUUUUGGGUUCUGUUUCCUGGUCCUCCUUUUACCUUACCUCCUUCAGUGUGACAGAACAUAGCUUUUAUCUACAGAUGGGUUGUGUUUGUCUAUAUGCAUUAUUUUUUUAGCUUUUUGCAUAAAGUACAUACGGUUCUUAGUAGUAGCAGGCAGCUAUUUUUGAUUCCGGAUAUGAUUAGUUGCUUCUCGUUCUCUGGUGAUGCCAUGUGAUCCAACUUUUUAGUCCCAUAAUAAAACUUUUUGGCUACUUCAUCUUACUGGAUCACUGAUUGUGAUGUGAAAAUUGCUCCAUUUCCUGACACUUUGCAAGUUAAAACUAUGAAAGAUACAACAGAUGCAUCUUAAAUGCUUGAUUGGUACCAAAAAAGGCAAACAUGUCUUUAGCUUAUGCUUCUGUAAUACAAAACAAAAGCUUACCUCGCACCUUGAGCUCAUAGUGCUCUGCAUUAUUCUGCCUUCACUUUGCACCAUUGGCUCUGCAGCUAGGACGGGGGCAGAUAAGCAUGGCACAUCCAUGAUGUCUGGGCAUGGCUAAGUUCCUGUACAAUGCACUUUGCAAAGGGAGGAGCUAAAUAUGUUGCUGCAACAUUGUGUAUAACAUAUCAUCCAGUUUCGCUAGCCAACAAUGAGAUUAAUAAUAGUUAUUCAUCAGUAGAUAUGCAGUGUAAAAUAAUAAUAAUUCUAGAUGUCCCUACAAUCAAUAUAAAGCAAGAGAUAUAACGAUUUAGAACAAAUGAAAACAUCCACAGUAGAAGGUACUAAGUACAAAACUACAGUGUGACAUCUAGAAACAUUCAGUGCAGCAAAACAUAUUGAACGUUUUUGAAAACUCUGUAUUAAUUUAUCUAGUGUCUCAAAUAAUCACAAUCAAUCAUGAUGUAUUUGAAAGGGCAACAGAGCUGAUCAUUUGUUCACCCCUUAUAUUAGCUUAUCCAUCCAGUUACACAGAAAGAGGCUGCUGUUCCCAACCAGUGAACACACUUAGCAGUCUUCCUCUCACUUUGAAGCAUGUCUUGUGUUCCUUAGCAUCCUUUGCAUGUAGAAAUCACUCUCCAAAGUAGAUGUCGUAGUCAAAUUUGCCUUCAUUUAAGUAAAGUAAUGUAAAAGAGUAAAAAAAAAGUGAAGUAACGUUAAAAAGCCUAAAUUGUAUUAAGAAUUUUUGUUCAUAAUAUAGAUGUACAUCUCUGCAGAGAUGCUCUUGGAGCGUGCAAUGAAUAAAGCUCUGUUCUUUGUUUUUAGAUUAUGCAAACAUGUGUCACAGCCGGCAGAAACCAUAUCGGAAGGAGCAUUUCCUCUUGAAAGCCCUUUCUACUUACUAAGAAUUCAUAAGUUCUUGUAUUAAAAAAGUUUUUUUAAAAAAACAAUCUCUGGUCCCUGAUAAAUCAUAGGAACCAUUUUAAUAGACCAAAAAUUGUGAGCACCAUUUCUAAUUUAUUCAUUCCUUACAGCUUGCAAUCCUCAUAUUAAGUAAUGCAUCAAUAUAAAGUUGCUGUUGUCCUGUUAAAUGGGUGUUUUCACCACCCCUCAAUACCUUGAAUGAAUUCCUUCAAAUGGGAGCUAUCAUUGACCUAAGUUUUAACCCAGCUUUGUUUCUGAUUGAAAAUGCACCACUCUGCUUUGUCCCAGUUCCUGCCAGUUUAGCAGUUCAGUGCACACCAGUGUGAGUAGAUAAAUAGGUACUGCUGCAGCAGGAAGGUAAAUAGUGUUUCCUUGCGGUCUGGCUUCCAUCACAUUGUCCCAUUGCACCAGAAGCACUUUAGUCAUGCUGGCCACAUGACCCGGAAAGCUGUCUGCAGGCAAACGCCGGCUCCCUUGGCCUAAAAAUGGAGGUGAGCGCUGCACCCCAUAGUCAAAUUCAACUAGACUUAACCAUCAAGGGGUCCUUUCCCUUUUACUGUGCAUGCCUUCUUCUCAUUGGCUGCUAAUCUUCUUUUCCAAACCUUGGGAAUUAAUGACAGCUGAUUGCUGACUGAAGUAAGUUUAUAGUUGAACAGAAGGGUAAAUGAGGCUCAGUUUUUAGUGAGAUGUUAAACCUCUGUUUGGGCUAGACCACUUCAGGCUGGGGGGGGGGCUCCUGUGCCUGAGUGCUCCUCACACAAAACACAAAAACGCAAAAAUUAACAAACAGAACCCCCCCCAUCACAUUCAAAACAACCAUGCCAGGAAGAAGGGUUCUACCAUGAUCUUCUAUCUGACAUUUAGGUUUUUAAAUGGCAGAUUUAUUUAGUUUGAAAGAGGAAAAAUCAGUUGUGUGAGCCCCUCUUUGCAGGCAGUACAUCUCAGGCACAAGUUUAGCCCCUCACUGAGACAACUAAGCAUUAGCCGGCAACCACUUAGGAAAGAUGCUCCAAUGGUCUGUUAGCUGCUGUACACAAAACCCCAAAUCAAUUGAACGGCCUGCAAAACCUUCUGAGCUACAUGUAUUCUUUCUCUUCAUACUCAUCACAAACAAGGACAUUUUAGGAGCCUGGGGAAAAAGAUGACUAGGAUAUCUGGGGUUAUUUUCAUUAUUCAAGUGGCUUGGGAUCUUUCGCUGAAGUUUGACCAAAGUUCACUUUCCUCAUGACAGAGCUGUCCUUGGAUCCAGUAAGCUGUCCCUGGUCAAAUUCUACAUCCUAAGAGCUCCUUUUAUCCCCUUGUUUCUGUUUUCCCCUAGUCUGAAGCAUCACAUGCCACAGAGGGGGUUUUCGUUGUAUUUUGUGCAGAAGAACAAAGACCUCCUUUGACCUGGAUUUGGAUGCAUCUGUGA